Cinara cedri is the source of this 55572-nucleotide messenger RNA. NCBI's taxonomy places the organism in Eukaryota, Metazoa, Arthropoda, Insecta, Hemiptera, Aphididae. The record is from the annotation of a GenBank genome assembly.
AUGUUCUUUUCCUCGUCUGUAAACAAGAAAUUUCAAUUCAGUCGUCAACUGGAAGGUUUUUGGUAUGGCAAAUUUUGUUUAACUGAGCGUCAUCAAUAAAACAAUGUCACAAUUAACAUUUUUACGCGUUUUAAGUUCGAAUCCAUGAUUAAAAUAUUCGUUUUAAAACACAAACAACAAUUGUAACUGCCUAUUUAUUUUGCAGUCAUGGAACGUAUACAAUUUUCAAAUUUAUCGAAAAAUGUUCAACUUUUUCCACUCAGAAUCCCCUUUCUCCCCUUACUUUUCAUCGAUGAGUGUUAAUAUUUAUCUGCUUAUAUUAUGUUUACAGGACGCUGGCCAGUGCGUUCGGCGCCCAAGUGAUCUGCAACAGGAUAGUUGGUCUGACGGCCGGUCAACGGAGGAUUUGCGCCGCUGCGCCUGACGCGAUGGCCGCCGUCGGCCACGGUAUACGCAUGGCGAAACAAGAAUGCCAACAGCAGUUCAGCACCCAUCGGUGGAACUGUACGGGCCCGUCCAAAGGCAAUCCGUUCGGACAUUUACAAAUCACCGGUGAGCUAAAAACGUAUAUAUAUAUAUAUGUAAUAGAUAAUAUUAUAAUUAAUACAAUAUAGGUACCAACUAUAUGCGUAUACCGCGUAUAGGUGACGACGUGGUUAAGAUGAUGGGGGGACUCGAUCGCCCUAUUUAUGACCACAAUUAUAUAAAUUUAGAUAAAUAUUUAUACAGCGUCUUUUCAAGUAAUGACGUUUUCUUCGAAACAUGCGCUAAAAUAAUAAUUUAUUUUUGAAAUGUUAUUAUAUUUUUGAUUCAUUCAUAAAAGUUAUUUUAUUAAUGUUGUUCAGUUUAACAAAAUAAAAAAAAAAUAUUCACAGUAGUCUUCGUAAUACAUUUUUGGAUUUUCAAUCGAAUAAUCUUUUUUGUUGUUAGAUUGCGAGCGUAGCGGGGGAGCUUUUGGAUUUAAUAUAAUGUUUAUUUUUUUUCUUUGUUCUAGUCUGUGGACACAUUUUUUCCUAGUAAACUUGCUCCGACUUUCAUGUGUUGCAACUUUUUAAUUCUGUUCAUAGAAGUAAUUUUAUACGGAGUUCCGAUAAUACAAAGAAAUCCCGAAAUCCCGUCAGAAAAUUGUGACAAAUUGUUCAUUAAAUAAUUUUGUAGUUAAAAAUGUAUACAAAUCAAUUAAUAUCAAUGAUUGAAAUUUAGUUUGUAAUGAUAUCCCUAUGAAACAAGCUUUAUAACAUCCCCCCAAGAUAAGUGUAUUAGACCAUCGAGGCCUGAGUACUAUAUUGCUGUACCAGUGCAAUUAAAAGCUGAUAAGGGUCAUUACUAUAUUGUUCAGGACGGACAUCGAAAAAUAUAUUAGCAUUUUAUUUUAAACGUUUUUAAAAUUGUAACGGAAUAUUUAUUAUUGUCUAUAUUACGUGUCUUGACGUAUUAAUGAUCACAAUAAUUAUUUGUGGCCGGCUUCUUACAAUGUCACAAUUUUAUAUCCACCAAUUAACCAGUUAAUCCUUUUCGGUGUAUAACUUCUAGAAUAAUAGAGAAUAACCUAUGUAAUACUUUGACACAAUAAAGCGUAAACCUUAUUUUUCAGGUAUACUUAACCCUAAAAUCGACUUUUUGAUACUAAUCAGUUUUUGGCACAAUAACAUAAAAUUAUCGGAAGUACGAUAGACAGCAAAUGCACGUAGUUAUAAUGGCUGAACGAAAUCGAAAUUAAUUUUACUCAACAUUUUCAUAGAUAAUUGAUACUGGAUUAUCGUGGGAAAAAUCACUUUGCGUGUGUCCUACUUUAUCAACUUCUUACUUACAACACAGCUGCCGACCCAUAUUCAUGACAAACGCCCCGUUCGCUUGUAUAUAUACCAGUAUUAUAAUUAUUAAUUUAUCGUCUUAUCCGAAUCGCGAACAACCGUCGUUGCCAACGGUCUCGAACCGAUUCAUUGCUAUUUUCACAACUAUAUUACAGUCUUGGGUAGGUUUUUUCUAUUAAUUUCCCCUCUUUCUCACCCGCGUCGUAAUAUGUAAUUCCGUAUAGGAAUAUAAUGCCAUAUUAUCCGGUUAUCUGAUACGUUAUGUUACAUUAUUAUUAUUAUUAUUAUAAUAGUAUGCCAAUUUAAAUAACGUAUAGUAUAAUAAUAUAAUAUUUUGUAUUACCACUAUUACCCGUCGUGCAGCGGAAUAUGGAGUGCAGCGCGCGUGCACUGUGAAGUACGCAGUAGCUAUAUAAAUAAGAGGUCGGCGUUUGGCUUAAAGAGAUUACCGGGAUCGGUAUUACGUCUUUGAAAUGUAAAUAUUUCGACUUACCGCUACGAACUUGUACAAUGUAUGACUCAUUGUACGAAGGAUGUAGGCAUAUUAUGUAUAUGUGUAUAAGCGUAUAAUAUCCAACAUACGUAGCGUCAGGAUGAAUUCUGUACGGGUUAUGUUUAUAGAAUAGAAAUUCCGGACCGUCGUUGGUACACAAAAAAGUUUUAGAAUUUUAAACAUAAUUUAGUCUAAGAAUAUGCACAUUAAGCGUGAAACGUCAAGUCGAUUUGGAUUUGAAUCAUGAUUUUUAUUUCCUUAACUUUUAACAAAACUUCUUUUUACAUUGCCGUAAAAAUUAACAAGUUAAUUUUAAAUUGUACCCCCCGUUCACUCGGUUUCGAUUUCUCUUAAUUUUAAACACGUCUGCGAUAUUAAACUUACAAUACGUACACUAUUCGAAAAAAUCCCGUCAUAUAAAUACGUUUUUUUGGUGAUUCGAGAGUGCGUAAUUCCAAGUUUAAAUUAAUUAUAAUUUGAUAUUCCCGGAAUAAAAUUCAAAUGUGUUUAAAUUAAACCAACAAAAAUACAUUAAAUACGAAAAUUUAACGUUUAAAUUAACUCAAAUUUACUUUUGCGUUAAUCAUUUUAUUCAAUUUUCGUGUUAAUUUUUAACAUUAUUUAGUUGAUCGAAAAAACAAAUAACUUUUAACGUACCUAACGUUAACUAUUUGUUUCCAUUAACUAAACGGAAUCUAACCGAUUUGAUAUUGUUCAUAAACUGGUCCAGCAUUGCUAUUUACGUUAUUUUUGUUCCGGUAAAAGAACAUCAUUGCGAAUAAAGUAUGAAUUCAAAUUGUACACCUAUGUACGCGCGUUGAAUUAAGAACUUUUCGAAUUUCAGAAACGUCUGAAGUUUUACAACAAUCUAUAAUAUAAUAUUAUAAUACAAUACUACUUCCUGUUAUUACUGCUCACUUAUAUAGCCUCGCACUAAAAUCAUGCAUAAAUAAUAUUAUAAAGUUUGGACGAACGUGUUCGGGAAACGACACAUUGCUUCCCGGAUAAAACUGUAAUGUACCGUACCGGGUGAUUCAUUAAGUGGGUACACUCAUUAUAUCGGAAGAAUUAACUUUUUUCGGAAUUUGUUUUCUAGAACAUUUGAGAAACAACCAGCUUUAAAUUUUAUAUUUACGUUAUAUUUUGUAACCCUUAUUUUUUGGGGUAAAAUCACUAUCUACUUUUGAUUUUCAAACGACAAACUACAUUGAAAAUUCCACAAAUAAAUGUAGCAUUAGUUAAAAUAAAUUUGAGUGUUUGUUAAAUUUGUUAUUUCUGUUAAGCCGUUGACGAGAUAUUCCACUUUUAAUUUUAGGCUGGAGGAGAGUAGUGGUUCAUUAAUAAUACGUGCGGUGUAUCGCCACACAAAUGACACUUCACUAAUCUCCUCCAACCUAAACUUAAAAGUGGAAUAUCUUGUCAACGGAUCAACGGAAAUAAAAAAUUUCAAAACUAAAAUUGAUUUUAACUAAUACUCCAUUUAUUUAUGGACUAUUUAAUAUAAGUUUCCGUUUGAAAAUAAAAAGUAGUUAGUACCCCCAAAAAUAAGGGUGACAAAAAAUAACAUAAAAUUGUAGAGCUCCUCUUUUCCUAAGUGUUCUAGAAUACAAAUUCCAGAAAAAAUUAAUACUUUCCGAGAUAUUUUUUGUUUUUGUUGUUUUACUGUUAUUGCAUUGGUUAAAAAAAAAAGAUGAUAAUUUCGUUUAGAAAAUAAACUGCGUAAUAAGUAUAUUGUAGUAUAUUCACAUGGGCAUAUGCAUAUAUAGCUGUCAAAUACAAAAAAAAAACAAAAAAAAAAAAAAAAAAAAAAACAAAAAGAAAAAUCAAUAAUUUUAGUAUGGUUAUUAUUCGUAGGUAAGUAUAUAGUACCUAAGAGACGUGUAUACGCCCCGAAAUUUGUCAAACGGGGUUAUGUAUUUUAUCGACAGUUUAUUUUUGUUUGUCUCACCACUCGAUUAUAAAGUAUUAAAAUAAUCGAAUAUUUAUGUGUCGCGAUGAAUUGAUGACACGCAUUAAAAUAUUCGUUUGAAGUAAUUUUGUUUCUUAUCAAAAUAGAGGGGGAAAGACGUGUAAUGGCGAGUUGUGGUUGGGAAUAUUGUAGGGACCUGCCAAUUAUAGACCCGCUGUAAUAUGUUUUUCUAAACCCUAAAUUAAUUAUCGCAAACAAAUGAGUAGACUACUGCAGUUAUAUAGACGGGGAGUUGGGAAGUUGGGAAGUGUGCAUCAGUGAUUCCCAAUCUAUGGUCCGCCGACUACCGGUGAUUUGCGAGACAAUGUGUCAUCCCGCAUUCUCCGUUAGGCAAUACCUACAAAAUUGAAUUUAGUAUUUAACGUACCAACAUAAUAUCACUUAUAUUUAUUUGAGAAUUUGAAAUUCCGUAAUUUGGCGCAGGGUGGUGUUAUAAAUUCGGCCUGGCCUGAAUGUAUAGCGGAUAAUGGAUAUAGUUGCUUGCGCAUUACUUUAAUAGAAUGUUGAUGACCUUUUUUUCGGCUUUUAUAUAGGAACUUUAUGCUAUAGUUUUAUAGAAAUCUUUUGCUGAUAAAUUUUUUAAACUUUUUUUUUUGCUUAUUGGUCCGUGCGAGGUUUGUGGCCUGCAUAAUCACACGUGUUUUAAAAGCAACUUUUGGUAUUCCGCGGCCCAUCGAAAGUUCUUGAAAAGUGAUCGAAAUGGUUAAAUAUAUAUAUAUUUGAACUCGAACGCAGAAUCGCGUAAAAUCAUCGUUAUUUCGUAUUCAAAACUUUUAAAUUAUUCGAAGUUCUUAUAAAUAUUGUGUAAAAAAAAACCACGAGUUACAGUGCUUCACCACUAGAUUCAAAUUUUCCCACAGUUGACUUGUUGCGGUGACAAUAUUUUGUGCUUUUUUUUUUUUAUAACUAUAAACAAUUGAACAAAACAAAUUUUAUCAAAAUAGGCAAUGAAGGUGUCUCGUAUUUUGCUCUUAUACAUAUGAACAUAUGGUAGACUCGGUAGUUGAAAGUUCAUACCAUCUAAAUGACACGUUCUUGAAACCAAUCCUGUUUAUAUUAUAUUCACAUUUUAAUCGAGUUAUUACUAUUCAAUAUAAUAUAAAGUAUACCUAUUUAAAACUCAGUAUUUCCACUGUGAAAGAGUUGAAUUUCGUAAAAACGGUUGCGGAAGGAGUUGAAAGUUAAGACCGCCGAAAGGCACGACUUUGAUACUUAUACCACGUGUGUAUACAAAAUAGCGUCCACCUUGCUUUAUUUUGGAGGGGGGUCUGUAGGGGUGAACAGUUCUGAGAAAACUUCCUCUUAACUACUGCAAUAAUACGGUGAAGCUCGUAUUGAAAUUUAACCAAUUCUUAACGAAUCGAUCGGCCUAUGAAAUAAAUUCUAAUUUCUUAGCUUUUUUUGGCUGAAGGUAGGCCACUACGAGUGUCCAAAUGCACCGAUAAUAUAUUGUGUAUAGGACACGGAUUUCAAUGCAAAAUGCAUCUUUUUUUAGUUGAAAUUAGACAACGCUUUCUAAGUUCAAAAUUUGAUUCAUUUAUCAAUAAUUAAACAAAGACUUCAAAGGUGAUACUUUUAUUUUGCAUUUUUCAAUGUUUUUUUUUUUUCAUUUUUAGAGUAUUUUUCGGUCAUUUUUUUCGUUUUAUUUAUUUAUAUUUAUAUAAUAUACGAGUAGAAUAUUAUAUAGUAUUUGUACAUAAUAUUAUCAUUGAUUAAAUACACUUGGUAAUGAUACAAUUUAAUCAAAUUAAAUUUAGCUGAUUCAAAAUAUUACCCAUGUUUUACGGGUUUUUUUAGUUAAUCAGUCCAAAUAAUUCUUAACUCAAUAACCCUUCACACAAUACUAUCGUCGCUAGUCACAAGUCAAAUUUUUUAAUUUUUUUUUCUUUUUUGAAAUAAAAUACAAAUAUUAUAAAUUACCCAAUAAAACAAUAAAUUAAAAAAAAUGUUUAAGAUCAUUUUCUCGGAAUAAUGCAUUUUAGAUUUUGAGUGGAGUGAGGAACGUUUUGGUUUUAUAAUGAUGUUUAUAUUUUUUUUAUCUGUGGAAAACUUUACUACUAGCAAUUUUGCUCAUAUUUUUUGAUUUUCCAAGGAGUUUCCUAAUAAAUGGAAAAUCCGAGAAAAAACGGAGCAAAACGACAAAAUAGGUUCAAUAUUAAACAAAUAUUAUUAAAGAAAAUAUACAAUCCAUAUUUAAUUAUUUUAUCACAAUAUAACGUCAUAUAUAUUGUUGAUAAAGCAAUACUAUCAAUCGAACUCCCUCAGAAUCGUUUUUUCAUUAGCAAUGGUUAAUUAUUACGUAUUCAGAUAUAUAUUAUAUUUCCCCUCUAGCACAUUCACAAUUUCUCAUCUAUAACAGUGGCUGCAUCCGUCCCCAUUAUUCUAGGACAUAUUUUUUAAAGUCGUUUUUAACUUUUUUUUUUUUAGAGCAUUUUUCGAUGAUUUUUAGUGCAUCUUGGCUCUUAUUACGUAUAUUACAGGUGCGACAGUUUUCCUCUGUGUUUAGGGGAAAUUCGACAAAAAUGUGUUAUGCACAGUGACAUCGAGAAUAUUGUGCUAUAAAUAUUAUUCGCGUUUAUAUACACAAAUGUUUCGUACGAAAAUAUCGACUGCUAAAUUUUAUAAUAAUAUACAAUAACAUACGCACGUUACAAACGUAGACAUUGCGUUUAUAUUUGUUCGCAUUAUUAUAUUAUACACACACACACACACAUAAAGGUAUUCAAAUACAAUAUCUGUAUAAUACAUAUUGUAUAUGACUAUUGUAUGUGUACGUGUGUUAUGUAAGUACGUCGUAUUAUGUGCGGACGUGUCGGUGUCUGUGUUUCGCGCGAAUGUUCGAGAUUCUUGAUUAUCGAACGGAUAAAAUCGUACAUUUUUAUUCGUACGGCGAAUGAAAACGUUCGCUUAUUCAAUUUCAAAGGAAUGCGUGUCUGCAGUGCGUAUACCCGGUGCUUAUUGCGCGAUGACGAUUCGGGUAUGCGAAACGCUGUGUUUGUAUUAUACAAUUACACAUUAUUAUUAUACGCGAGUUGUCAUUUCAUAAACUCGAAAAAUGCAAAACGAUAAACUCCCCGUACUGCAGAAUAGUGGAACGCGAUGGUAUUGUUGUUAUGCGAAGGGCGAAACAAAGAAGGAUAACGUAAUAUUUUCUACCGCUAUUUUCGUUUUAAAUUAAAACGCAAAAAAAAAAAAAAAGGCGGUAGUAAUAUUAUAACCGUGUAAGAAUUGGGCUUUGCGAAAUACGUCAUUUGUACGCGAUUUUCGCUGUACUCCGAUAUGCGGUCACUACCGUCGAAAUUCAAAGUUAAUUAAUCGUUACCUACCGCGGUCACCAUUUGAUCCACUUUGUUAUAAAAAUGUCGAUUUCAUUAUUUGGCCGUGCUCCCGGCAUAUAGACCUAACCUGACCCAAAGUCCUUGUAUUCUAAUCCCGUAAUUUCUUACUUGUUCUUAAUUUUCCUUAUAGUCGUGUCUCUGUUGUAUAAAUAUAGCAGAACAAAUUAAAGCAGAAAUCGAAAUUUCACGAAUUAUGUCCAGAUAAAAAAAAAAAAUCGUCAAAAUUGUAUUCAUUAUAUAGUAUUAUAGACUUUCUCUCUUAUUUAGAAGUGCAAAUAAACAGAAUUUUCAAUAAGUCUAUUGCACCCAAUUAUUAUUAGAAAUAGCAUCAUCAAAAAUUAAGAUUAUUGGUGAACACUCUCAAAUUGAAAAAUAUGAUAAAAUAUAUCGGAUUAUAUAUUGGAUAUAUUUGGAUUGAUAAAAAUUUGGUUGACUCCAAAUGUGACGGCAUUUCGUUUGUUGAUUUAUUGGCUCAUUGCGAAUAUUAUCGUGGGAUUUUUCAAAUACUUUAUGUUUUAUUAUCAUUACUUCCAAUUUCGCGUACAGUAGAAAGAUCGUUAUGUAGAUUAAAGGAAGUAUUAAUGGCAUACAAAUAAAUAACUACAAAUUUAAUCUAAUUAAGUAUACACAAUGUAAGAUAAUAUUAAUGCCGGCAAACAACCGGCUGGAAACCAGAAUUAGUUUAAAUUAAUUAUAAAAAAAAAAAAAUCGAAAUAUUGUAUCGGCGACAAAUCGACCGGUGAGUGGGAGGGGGAGGAAUUCGACUCCAACGACGGAGCUCUGCUACUUACGGGUGAUUUAUUUCUUCUUGAUUGCAUACUUGCCGAGUAAUUAUAUUGUAAAGGUUUUUAAUACUCGAUAUUUAUUGUAUACGUUAUUGUAAUGCCUAUCCUGCGGUGGCGCUGUGAUCGGAUUACCUAUUACCGUCAAUUCAAACCGCGAUUGAAAUAAUUGCCUUGCACAGUUAUAAUAUUAUAAUACCCAAUUAUUGACUGGAAUUGGACAUAUUCGUUACCCUAACGAUUUCUCCGGAAUUAUUUAGCAGCUGCUUUUCAAUUAGCUAUUUAUAAUAACGAACCAAUAUUGUAAAACGGCAAAACUGAAAUCCGUACGGCGGCGGCGGCGUUGGUACUGAAUACUGUUUCGAUCGAUUUGAGAAAAUACUUGUAUAACUAAACGAGGUGUAAAUGUGUACAUUUUUUUUUUGGCCCACACGAACUUUUAAUAGAACGGCGGUUAUUUUUUUUUUAUUUAACCUCAUUAUUAUAAUCGAGUUGAAAAUGGUUGUAUAAAUUUGAACGCUUUUGUACAGGUAUACACUAUUAACGAGCGAUUGACCGUUUUAAAUGUAUUAUGCAUGAUGUACUCAGAAUAAACUGGAACUGCGAUGGUGCAGGAGUUCGAAUAUAUUGCAAACGAAUUGUAAAAAAUUAAAUUAUUGACGAAAUAGACCCUCGUGAGAUAUCCUAUAGAAUAUAUCUACAAAACCCUGUCCGUGUAUUAAGUCCGUGUAGGUAUAACGAAAGCUAGUGAUAUUCGUACCGUAUAUGUACUGAAGUAAUAUACAAUGAGGAUACUAUUAUAUAAGCUAGAUCUAAGAAAAUCCUAUAUACGGCUUCGCUUUAUUAAGAAUUUAGAGUGAAAUAUAAGUAUACCUGUAUUAUAACCUCUGAGAAUAAUAAAAAAAGAACCAAAUAAAUAUACGUUUUAUACUGUAGGUAGAAAAUUGUAAAGAUAGGAUACCCAAAGUUAUUUAGUUUAUAUCUGUAACCAACGAUAAACCGUUGCUAACCGAAAACGAUUCCGAGUGAAGUUCGUUUAUAUAUGAUUUUUCAGUCCGUAAUAUUUACGAUUUUCGAAAAAAUUUAAACUCAAAACUCUUAUAUAAAAAAAGCCACUCCAUUUCGCUAAACUUAUAACGAAUUCCCUAUUAAAUUUUCAAGCAUUUCUGUUUAGUCGAACAAUUAUACCGCGUUUAAGAAAAACCAAUAUAAAUAUUCUGCGAAUACGUCAGCUUUCUAUUAAUGUUUAACCGAUUUACAAUAAAAAUCAGAAGCCGAAAAAACGAAACCAAAAAUUGCAUAUACUUUCUCGUAUUUCCUAUGUUUUUUCCGAUUUUUCUCAAUUAUUAUAAAAACCGAUUGGAAAAUCGAAAAACGUGACUAACCAACUAUAUAUUCAAAAUGCAAUACAAAAGGUCUCUUGUCAUUUGUUAAUUAGAGCGAUAUUUUUAGUAGAAAAGUUGUUUACAGUCAGAAAAAAAAAAUAUGCAUCAUAGUAAAACUUUUGGAAUUCUCAACUAAAAUAUAUUUUAACGUAAUCAAGGCGUUUUAACGACUAAUUGAAAAAAGCGAAUUAACACGUCAAAAGUUAAUAACAUGAACAUUUCAUUAAAUUGUUACCUUAACUUAAGAAGUUUGGUUUGUUUAUUUGUAAUAUUGUUAUUUUCACGAAUAAAACGAUUAAAAACUGAUACGGAGUUUAUAAUAUUUUAAAAAUAUGUAUUUUAUGCCGUGAAAAUUGUAAGUUAGACUUUUUUUUUGCUUCAAAAAUCCAGAUACAUUAUUGAGUAAAAAAAAAUAAAUAUUAUUUUUACCGUGAUAUCAAAUAAAUCAUAAUACAGUGUUUAAAUGGUAAGUUUAAUAUUAUGUUUAAUUCAAAAUUCAAAGAGAUUAACUUAACAUCGUAUAGCAGAACGAAUAAACUGCAGGUUAUUGAUUCAGUUAAUGUAAAAAAAUAAAAAAACAAACAUAUUUAAUUACUAUAGUUAGAUAACAAAAAAAGGAAGCAAAACGAACAUGAGUUACAAGUUAAAAUCACUCAGCUUAUUAAAUUUGAACUGUGUACAAAUUCUAGUAUCAAACAUUAGUUAAUUAGUUGUUUAUUAUUAUAUAUAUACACAUUUUCAUUAUAUUAUUAGUAUGAGUUGUAAAUCUUUUUUACCGCAUUCGUAAUUAACUCGUAAACAGUCAUAUUAUUUUAUUGUAAUGUGACGAUGUUAUCGGAAUUACAACGAAAUUACUCGACAUUCCCGCUUAUACAUUUAAAACUAAAUUAAUAUACAAGUGUGUAUUCAAUUAGACGAUUAAAACUUUACAUUUCAUCUGACAAACGGUUUUACGAUGGUUCCGGGCAAACAUAAAAACUGACGUUUAUAAUCAUUCGCAGAACGUCUGAAAUGUACGUUCGACUACCCACACUGUCCAUAUUAUGUAUAUAAAUUUAAUAGUAAGUAUAUAAUACAUACUUUUAAACUUAAUUGUUAAUGAUGGUGAAAACGGUGAAUUUCAAACAAAAUAUACACCACUACGCCAUCUGCACCUAUCGGAAAACUCGUAUCUUUAACGGUAAUCGUUUUUAAGUAGAAGAAAUAACCUAAUUGCGCCCGUGGCUAUUUAUGUGUAAACGUUUAAUUGGGCACUGCAGGCGUUAAAGUUAAAGUUUAAAGACUUUGAAUUAAAUUAGGAAAAACUAUCGAAAGUGAAAAAAAAGAAAAAAGAAUGCUGAUACUUUUGGGGACGCCCGUUUUUCACACAAUAGCGAAGUUGACUGUGCGUUAUUCUAUAAACUAAUGAAGAAAAUAUAUAUAAGUAAUUACAUUUAAAUCGGCUAUAUUUUCCUUUGGUAUACAUUUAUAUAGACAUAAUAUAAUUUUUUAAAAAAAAAAGGAAAAGAAAUUUUUAAGUCAGUGUAAUGUAAGUAUAUUAUGUAUAGUGGAGAAUUGUGUAUUUUUCUUUUCCAGUAUAAUUUAGUACUAACCGUCGGUUUCGAUUUACUUUUUGCUUUUCAACAUUCAACCGUAUAAUAUUAGAGUGGCGGAGAGACUUUAAAUUAUAGAUUUUCAGAGGGUUCCCUCGUGCGUAUUCCGUUCCAUAAACCGUUUAAAAGUCGUUGAGUUUCCGUCGUCGUUGGAAAUCGUUAAGCCACGCGCGAGUUUCAAUAUAAAGCUAUGUGACCGCCGAAAUAGGCUCGUGCAGCGAGUCACACGUCUCUAUACAGGGUGACUUGUUUUUGUCUAUAGUGAUCCAGAGAUUUGCUCGGUGGAUUUUAAAUUUCGAUUUCUGUUAUUUGCAAUCGUUAUCGAAUUAUUCGAUCGAUAUAAUUUUGUUUUGUUUGUCUAGAGCGUAUACGCGACAUAAUUAGUGAUUUAUACCGAUUUUCUGUCCAUCAGUCCGAUCAAUGUAGUAAAGAGACACGAAUUCUGAAAACAGAUUUGUAUUAAACAGGAAAUGUUCAUAAGAUCGGUUAGGGACCGUUUUUUCGAAUUGCAGUUCUUAAUUUCCAAAAAAAUUACUUGAAUGUAUUUUAAAAAAAUCUUAUCAUAUGAUCAAUCUUAUUGUAUACUUCACGUUGGAUUCAAAUUUGUAUAAACAUUCCGGUCACUUGAUUACACCGAUCACAUAAUUUUCCAUCGACGAACUGAAAAUAAUCGAUAUAAACUGUUACGCAACGUAUGUUUUAGAUAGAGAAAGAAAAAAAUAUAUUAAUUUCGAAUCUUCUAACGCUUUAUUUUAACAAUGUUUUCGAAUAUAGUGAAUCCUUGCUCCUUUAAUUUUCAAACGGUAACUCCCCCCUCCUUUUAAAUAUAAAUUAGAAACAUAUUAAUAUCAUGUGUAACACCAUUAAUAACGGAUAUACCGUUUAUGAGUUUUAGCAAUUUCAAAUUUAGACCGGAGAGUGUGUGGUUGCAAAGUGUUUCCUAUAACUACAUUUUCGGACAAUUAUUCUAGUUUCAAAUCUAAUAUUGAAAAUCAAUACAGUUGAUAAUAACAUGUGUCUUUGGUGUUUGGAUUGUCGGUAGAUUAUGUUUGAAAAAAAUUACCCUGUAUACAAGUAUAAUUUCCCGGCACGAGAAAUAACGCACGUGAAAAUCGAUCGGUUUUAAAAUCAAUUAUUUCGUUCGACACUUUCUUCGCAGCCGUGGGUAUUUUAAUAAAUAAUACGCUGUGUUUUCUGUACUUGUACUUAUACUUACAAUGUAUAGUCUAUUGUAAUUGCGUAUUUUUGACAUAUUAUUCCGACAUUUUGUAUGUAUAUUAUACCCAUACAUAAUAUAUAAAAUGCACACAUUACUAUAUACAUUGUAUAAUAACACCAAGGUGAACCGCAUAAAAACGUUAUUUUAUGCAUUGUAUUUCGUGUUUUGUGUAGUGUUCGGCCGACUGUUUUUGUGACGCGUGCAAUCGAUCGACAUUUUUAUUUGUUUUUUUAUGACUUAUUCUAGGCCAUUUAGGCCCGUGGCCGUUUCUUUGAUAUCACACCGAGCAUGUCCACGCAACAUCAAUUUUUCGCUGCACAGUAUUCCUAAAAUAUUUAGAUCGUCUUUGACUCGAUCCGUAUUUUAUCAGGUUUCCAUUACGUUUAUACAUACUGAUCUUAUGAUUCAGUUAUAUACUCCCCGCACAUGUCUAAUUCAUUUAUUUACUCUCUGACUCUCGCGUAUAACUUCUCUAUCGUUAAAUAAAGUUAAACACAGUUCCUUUUCUGCAGGUUGAAUUUGUUUCGAAGCCGCCUCUCUUUACAUAUUUUUCUUCGGGUCAAAAUAUUCUUUGCACGAUUUUCCUCUCAAGUAGCACUAGUUUGUUUUUAUUGUGUUUAGUGCAGUAUGACCCAGGCCGCAACGUCGUCGGUCUUGCAAGUAACAAAAUAUCGAUCAAAAUCACAAAAUUAAAUAUCCAAUUCAACUAUAUUCAUCUGAUCAAUUUGUACCCAGUACGAAAAUUGUAUAUUAUUAUAUAUUUUUAAUGGGAUUACUUAUACUGGCACGAACGAUAAAUCUUUGAUUCCCUAUUGUAAGGGCUUAAGUUUAAUAUUCAUCAUUCUUAGUUUUCAAUACAAGCAAAUCGUAGGUAAUUUGAAAAAAUUCUGAAAGUGAAAAUAAAAUAUUUAUAUUUCCGCGACGAAAAUGUGUAUAUUAUUGGUUAUUCAAGUCAAACAAAAUGUAUAUGGGACAAUUUGUCCACAACUACAGUUGUGUUAUCUGUGCAACUGAAAAAUCGGCGGGACAACAACCGUGACGUGGUACAUGCGUUUUAUUUCCCGUUCUUCCGUAACCCACCAAACAGGAAGCGGCGGAAGACAGGAACGGAUCCAGAACAAGAUAACGGGUGAGUAAGAGUGGGAGAUUUUGGAAAUGAUUACGAGGCGUACAUUUAUGACGAAUCAAGCUAAGAGUAUAUUUGAGCUGAAAGUACCUAUAUCAGAGGCGAUUAUUUCCAUCGUCUAACCCCUCCCCAUUGAUCUACCACUGGUGGGACGGUCUUUAUGUCUAUUAAAUUCUAUAAUGUUUACUAAAUUUCAAUUGAUACAUUAUUUUUAUUUUAUUUAUUUAUAUAUUAACGAUUCAAAAUAUAAACGUUGACAUAAGCCAAAUGUAUCGAUUAGGAAAAAAAAUAAUUGUUCGUUCUAAGUGGCUUAAAUCCUAUUAUUAAUGGACUUAUUGCAAAACAAAAAGCAAUACAUUUUAACGACCUGAGACACUUUUAUUGUUUUCUGUAUAAAUAAACAUAAUAAUAAAUAACAAGACUUAUGAGUUAUAGAAUACACUAUAUACAUACAUUUACGCUGUUAAAAAAAAAAAAAAAAAACUAUAUAAUAUAGGGUGAUGCGUCUUGCCAAGGAGAAUCCGUUUUUUAGUUUAUAAGUUGUUCUGAUGUAUUUUUUCUCACUCUUAUUAUUAUUUUUUUUUCAUACUUAACUUGUCUUCUAUCUUUAAUUACAUUUUUGAAACUAUACAUUAUGUUAAAUUUUAAUUGUACUUCGGGAGCCACGGUCCGUAUUGAAAAUGAAAUAAAAUAAAUAAAAUAUUAUGCAUGUAAAUGAAAAAAGUCCAAUAUGAACUUAAUCCCUUCUUUCGGGCAAACAACGAAUUUAACAACGAGAUUUUCAUAAAUUAUACAUUUGUAUUUUCUAUAUUGAAUACGAGCCGUUAGUGUUAAAUACCUAACUUGGUACCUUUUGGGUUUAUAAAAAUAAUUAUUUUAAUAAUAUUAUUAUGUUUUUUUUUAAAAUACCAAAGUAUUAAACGCCCCUUUUUAGUUUUAUUAUUUUAAUAUUGUUUACGUGUUUGAUUCAUAUAACUUGUGCUACUCCACUCUUAAACAUAAGUAAACAAAUUCGUCCAACUUUAUUUUGAAUAGGUACACCAUUUUUUUUUUAGCUUUUGUGAUUCAAUCAUCAAUAUUAUACUGUGUUCUACGACCCGUUUUCACGUAGGAUAAUAUACUGUGUCUCGCAUGUUACGAUAUUAUAAUAUUGAAUAAUGGGUAAAAGUUUGGUAUUCAAUAAUUAUUACAUUUAUAAAAUCGUAAAAUCCUAAAAUUAACGAUUGGUUAUUAAUAAUGUACCUACUCUGUAGUUUAUUAAAAUUUGAUUGCUAUACAUAAAUAGAUUUAUAACUUGCUCUCCUUUUACGGCACAUUUUUCUGAAUGACACUUAGCAAAACCAAAUAUUUCGUUAACAGAUAUCAAAACUUUUUCGUUUAUCUAUUUUAUUUUUAAUUCGAUAAAACGAGAUCAAAAAAAAAAAAAAAAAUAAUAACAUUAGGUAGUAAUUACAAUAAAUACACUUUUAUGAACCGUAAAAAAUACAAUAUAAAGACAACUCACAUUCUACGGUUUCUUCGGUAGUGACAAAACUAUUAAAACCCACGAAUUCGUAAUAUAAUUUGUUUACAUUAAAACUUCUUCUUUUUCUUAGAGGCGAAGAUUUUAUUGAUUUUUAGAGGGGUUAUUUUAGUAAUGAUCAAAAACUAUUUAAAAAUAACUUUAAGGGGCUAAUGAUUAUUUUUUUUUGGGGGGAGGGGGUAACUCUCCCAAUAAUGUUUUUUCUUCUUCACCUUCAUUCUAAUUAUUUGAGGUCGGCUAACCUCGUUAUAAAUCCCCACUCGACCCGAUAUCCCACCUCGUGUACACCGGACGUUCUCGUAUCAUUUUUAUACCAUCCAACCGUUUAUUUUUUCGCUUUUCCUCUCCUCUUCCUCUUACGUUUUCUAUAAACACUUAUGAUUCUAUAUAAAUUAUUUAAUAUAAUAUUUCGAUUUUUUAAGAUUCAGAAGCGCGAAGCACGUACCUAUAAGAUACUAUAUUAUGGUAUGGAGUACUUUUUGGAGCCACCAUUUUAUAUACCUGUAUUAUUUUGGCGUGAACUCAUAAUCUAAAUCGUCAAUAGUUCACGUUAUUUGUUUUGUAAUUUGAAUGCAUUGUGUUUUUAUAAUAAUUAACGAAGGCAUAAUAUUUUUGUAUUAUAAACGAUAAAUCAUAAACGGGUGGGGUUUUUUUCUUUUUUAUGGGAGUAUACCCGCUCAACUCGACUAUUACACGUAAUAAAUUCGUUACGUCUCGAGUACUCACGACCCACGAAGACAACGUACUGUGUAUGUCGUGCAGAAUAAAAUAAUAAUAUAAUAAUACGCGUGGGAGGUGAACACGACUAAUUAUUAUAACUUAGUUGUUUUUUUUUUGUUUCUAUUAUAUUAUACGCAUUAUAUGAUUAUAAUAGUGUUGUUAUUAUCAAGGUUCGGAACUUGCGUACAUAAAAAUAAAACAAAAAAAAAAACAAAAUAGGUAUGAUGUGAAUAAAAACACCGAAAUACGGUGUAAACAUUGAGCCAUAAUAUGCAAAAAAAAAAAAAGUAAUGCAAUAUUUGUACACGGAAUUCAAAAUAACAUGCCAAUAUUAUUGCUUUUAUUAUUUUUGUGCAACCGAGUAAAUAAUAUUUUUUCUUUUUUUUUUCGCUUCAAAAAAAAAAAUAAUUGGUCAAAUAGCUAAUCAUAUCCUAUAGUGUUCAAAAUAAUACGAGCUGUAAAUCCAUAGGUGUGCGCAGACCUUUAUGGCAGGGGAAGAGGGCAAACGUUUUGUUUUGCCAACAUCACUAGUGACUGCGGAAAUAUUUUCCAGGAGAAGAGGGAACCAAAUAGGUUAAUCUAAUUUUGUAUAUUUAUAUUAAAAUUAAUUUUAUAGGUAGUAGGUACUUAAAUAAUAACACAAAUAUCACACUUUGCUUUAUACAGAUAUUUUCAUUAUUAAUCACAAAAUAUUUCAUUGUUAUCAAUAAUUAAUAACAAUGAACUGGAUCAUUUUGUUCAUAUCAUAGAUUCGUGGUAAUGUCUUGAGCUUUCUUUCGAUUGUACUGGUAGUUAUCCAAGUUUCACAGUCAUAGGUGAGCGUAUUAUUAGACCUUAUUAUUGGCGUAUAUAAUCUAGUUUUGGCUUUCUUUGAAAAUAAUUUUAAUUUUAAGUACUUAUUAUGGCAAAUGCCGCUCUUUUAACCUCUGUUAUCCUCACUCCUAUUCCCUUCGACCAAUCAUUUUUAGUGCUGAGCAUAGCUCCUAGAUACUGGAAUUAAUUGAGUUUUUCGAAAGUUAGGGACCCCGUAUCAGGGUUGUCUCCGUUUUCUAGCUACUCCAUUAUUUUAGCUUUUUUGGCAUUGAAUCUCAAACCUAUUUUGCUGGCUGCUCGUUCAAGGCCUUGAGCUGCGUUUUCAGUCUUCUCUAAUAAGUUUUCGAGUAUAUUUAGUAAAUUGAAUAAUGACUCAACUGGGUUGAUCAAGCACGUCCCUGAAGGGGGGGAGGAAAUCGCUCCCCCCCGUGCCCCGUGUGGUGUUCUUUUUUUUAUGCAAAUUAUCCAUAAUUCUUAAGUACAAAUAAGUACAAAUGUAACUGAUUCUAAAUACCAUUAAGAUGAUUCCGGAUCUUGGAAAUACUUUGAUUGAAACAAAAAUGAAACAAUUCUCAUUUAUAAAUUUCAACAAAUGUUCUCUUAAGAUUGAGAUAGAAUUAUUGAAAACUAAGUGAAAACAAUCAAUUUUCAAAGAUAUAAUAAAAUAAUAUAUUUGUAGAAUCAAAAUUGGAAGUGAUUACUAUAAUUUAAAUUUUAUAUUCUGAGUGUGGUGAAGAAUAUAUCUGUUCGACUUAUAUAUCAUGGACUCUGUCAUCUAACUUUUAUCAAUUAUUAUUCUUAUUAUUUUUGUUAUUCUUAUUAUCAUUAUUUUAAUUAUUAUUUAUUUAAUGUGUAAAAAAUAAAUUUAAUUUUUAUAUCACACUGUUAUACUGCAAUAAAAUAAUAUUUGUACAAUAUAUCUGCAGUCUUCUAAGCUCAUAGAAGUUGAAAUGACAUCACGCAUAAAAGUUUUAGGUUUUUGUUGACCAAAGCGGUGGUAUUCAAGAGUAAAAAUGAUUUGCCUCCUCUCCAUGGAAUUGACCCUAAGACGCCACUGAGCAAUACUCUUAUCCGAGUUCCGCUUAGAAUCGUUUUUAUUGGCAACGCUUAAAUUUGCUUAGGUACAGAUAUACAUUCAAUAUCUUACUUUUCCAACUUCUCAUCUAUAACAGUGGUUCACCAGUAGUGCGAAGUGUGAACGUCUUUUUUUCUUAAUAUUAAAUUUAAUUAUUUCGCCCGUCCCCUCCUGGGUCGCCCUCCGCCCUCCGUCCCCGAUAUAACUACGUCGAACGGUUUCAAGAAUAUUCAGAAUUUGUUUUUCCCGAUCGGACCCGCAACCGAACAGCCGAUAUCGGCCGUUAUUAUUUUCAUCGUGUUGCGCGGGUUACCUUAGACGUCGACCCGGCCGCGGCUAUUAUACGUAUAAAUCGAGACGACAAAAACGUUCGCAUGUGCGGCGGACACUGAAAAAAAAAAAAUCGUUCGGAUUUCGAUACUUCAACAGACGUGUUAUAUUUUUACGGCGUCGAACGGGUACGCGCAAUAUAUUAUUGUUAUUAUCAUAUAAUAACACGGGUAAUAUCGCGACGGGCUCUUCUCCUCCGUCCGCCCGCGCGUUUAUAAACAUAAUAAUAAUAUAAUAAUAAUAAUAAUAAUAAUACACAAAGGAAUAUUGUCCGGGGACGACGAUUGCCCAUCACUAUUAUUAUUUUUUUAAUGGUACAGUCGUAAAAGUCGCGGCUCGCGUCCAUUAGCACGUAUAUACGAUGCCCGAUCGCUGUACCGGUGCGCCUGUGUUCCUCCGGCGCGCACAGCACAAUGCACCCGCCCGGCCGUAGUCGCGUCUCCCGAAAGCGAGUAGAACCCAUAAAACUUCUGUCGGCGCGCAACAAUAUUAUUCACGUAUUUUUCCCCGUAGGUUUUAUCCGUCCGGGUAUACCGCGCGCGGUACGCGCCUGCACGCGUGCAUGGUGCCCACCAAGGCGUCCACGGUCCGGAUAUUUUGUCCGCGCGCCAGAACCCGUAAAACGUUGUUACAACGCGCGGGCGUGUUAUUAAAAUUCGUCUACCGGCCGGAGCCCCGUCCGCCGCGGCAGUCCGGUACGUCGGACGGGUACGUUUCAUUUUCUCACUUUACGUUUUUAUUAUGACCGGCUUUUUUUUUCUGACGACGACCAAACCUAACCGCCACCCAACCGCCCGGGAACAGUGCCGCGGGACGCCCGACGCGCCGUUUUCCUUUCUCGCGGCCGCCGCGGAAACUUACGUGGAUAAUAUACCGGGUGGGUGAACCGUUUAAGCGGACGCACUCAUGAUCUCGGAAAGCGUUAACUGUUUCCGGAAUUCGCUUUCUAGAGCAUUUACGAGACAAGCUUCUCUGCAAUUUCACGUUGAUAUUCUUUCUUGUCGCCCUUAUUUUCGACUGCAAAACCACUACCUAUUUUUUAUUUUAAAAUGGCAAUCCACAUUAAAAAUUCUAUAAACAGAGAGAUUAUUAGUUAAAAUCAUUUUUACUGUUGACAUUUUUGAUUUCCGCCAAUCCGUUAACGAGAUAUUUCACUUUUAAGUUUGGAUUGGAGGAUAGUUGUAGUGGUGCCUCAUUAACAUGCCACGCGCAUAAUACUUCACUACUCUCCUCGAAUCCGAAUUUAAAAGUGAAACAUCUCGUUAACGGAUUGGCGGAAAUCAAAAAUGUCAACACUAAAAAUGAUUUUAACUAAUAAUCUCUCUAUUUAUAGAAUUUUUAAUGUGGAUUGCCAUUUGAAAAUCAAAAAUAGGUAGUGGUUUACCCCUCAAAAUAAGGGUGACAAAAAAAUAACAUAAAUAUAAAAUUAUAGGGAAGCUUGUUUCUUAAAUGUUCUAGAAAACGAAUUCCGGAAAAAGUUAAUCCUUUCAGAGAUAAUAAGUGUAUCCAUUUAAAUGGAUCACCUGGUACAGUUCGUAUUCAUUCAAAUUCGAACUUCAAACGGCUGCAGUAAACAAAGACUUAAAGAAAUAGAACAAUUAUUAAAACUAAGACGGUAGUACUACAGACAGAAAAAAAUAAUACGCGGUUAAAUAUGUUAAAGUAUAGGUACGAGACACUAUACGGAAGGGUCGAUUAUGGCUAUAAGAAGUGGUGCGAUAAGGGAUAGACAAAUGAAGAAAUUCGCGACCACUCCGAGAAAUUCCAGACGAAGCUUCAAUUAUAGAUUGGCCCGGUAUAUUAUUUAUUUUAAUACAGUGUGUUGUGCCCGAGAAUUAGAAAUGAUAAGUAGGUCAACGUUUUAUUAUUGGAACGAAAAUGUCACCAUGUUUAAUAAUUAACGUGACCAUAACAAUUUGAGGUGUAGACGAACAAAUAUUUACUCGCGGAUAUUGGAUAUUUUAAGGAAUUUGCAGUACGUACACGUUCGUCCGGUGAACAGGUACGGUAGGUACGGUAUACUUUACAAAAAAGGGUUUACGUGCGUCGGGCGAUUGUAAAUUCCAGAUUUUUAUGGCCGGUAAAUUGUCUCGGGUCUGUUUCAUGUUUGCCGGAUGGUUAUAAUAUGCAUCAUUGCACAUUGUAAAUUCCCUCGAGUCAACAAUAAGUUUCCCCGAAGGAAAUAUUCAGUGUAAUGGUUUCCAGAAUCUCCAAAAAAAAAAAAAAAAAAAUUAUAAAAUAAAUACAUUUUACACGAAUAUUAUGUUCGUAAUCGCGAAUUCGUUUUUAAAUAAAACAAUUCGCGUAAGUAAUUAUGGUUGUUUUAUAUAAUAACGAUUUUUUAACGACGAUUAAUUAUAUUAUUCAUAACUAUUAUCUCGACUUUUUUCGCCAGUCCACAUAUAUCAUCCCCUAUAUUCUUGUUCCUCUUUUUUUUAAUAAUUUUGUACAAUAAUUUUUUUAUCGCCGUCGUCACUGUUCCCCUGCCGUUAUCGUGUGCUGAUCCUGAAUUAUCACCCAUUUAUUCGUCACUUCCAACUUUCUAAAUGUACGAGGUGUGGCUAUUAAAUAACGAGACUGGUUACGAAAAAGUGUUUUAUUAUAAAAAUUAUUCUACAUUCAAAUACAUUACUCGUUUUUUUCACUACUCAUCUAGGACGCUCUCUAGGCGAUUAGUCUCGUUGUUUAAUAGCCACACCUCGUAUACACAUAAUUUUGUCCAUCACUCUCUCGUGACCAAAGCACUACAGGAAAUUUUGUUUUUUUUUUUACACAACUUAAUGGCAACACUUUGAACUAGCAUAUUAUAUUAUCUUUUUAAAGAAGAAAUACUAUUUAGCAAAUAGUUUUUAUCUAGCUAUAAUCGUAGAUCAAAUCAAUUUUGUAAAGUAGAUAUAGGUAUGCCUUGCUCUGUUACGUACGACUCGUUUUACCAGUAAGCGCUUACAAUGUUUUUCAAAAAUAUUUCUUUUAGACGAAACUUAUUAAUGCGGACCCAGAAGAAUGUGCAUCUAAUAUAUUAUACUUACCUUUCGAUAAGAACUAAAAUCAACUCGCCCUACGGAUAUAUCCCGCCCUAAACGACAACCUGUAUACUCCCUCCGGAACCUUGAACUUGGUAUUUCAUUUGAUCGUAUUGUCGCUGUUUUUUUUUAUCGUGACCCGGCGAUUAUUUACGGUUACAAGUAAAUUCGACAUUAGGUUUUUUCAGGAUUUAAAAAUGAAUAUGAAAAUCGUUAUUCUCCCCGUCGCCUAAACUUCUCUGAUCCGAACGCUUAACUGUAGUUAGAGCGCAUAAACGAUACGUUCGAGAGUAAUGUUAUGCAUUUCAAAAUUAUUUCGAGAAAUGUGCUGUAUUCGAAUUUGUAGUGUUGGAAAAAGAAGAUAUUUUACAGUCAAAAGUCGAUGCGUUAUGUGUUUACGGCUUACAGAACGAAUGUAAAAUUUGCUAACAAUAGAUUGUCUUCGCCCGGUUAUUAUAUAUAUAAAAAAAAAAAAAAAAAUAAAAAAAUAUCACUCUGUACAUAUUAUUAUGGUUAUUACUCUCGCGUUCACUGUUAAUAUUAUAAUAAUACAGCGUUGAGACCAUAUUACACACACAUAAACACACUUAUAUACGAACAACAAUAAGCAUUGUCCGCGGUGUCUCGAUCGUGCGCGGUAUUCUGCGGAGAAUAUUAUUAUUAUUGUUAUUACAGUCUAUAAAACAAUAAUACGACCGCAUCGACCACUAUCGGUUCCCGGGGAGGAUAAGGCGAGGAAAUCAACACGGCCCUGCGGAACCGAGACGAUUUCAAUAAAAUACAGUGAAUAGCAAGAAUAUUUUACAAGCCGCGGUUAAAGUGGGAAAAACUAAAAAAAAAAAUGAUUUGCCGAAAAUUUUGGGGGGCGUUCCCGAAACCUAACUGAUCAAACUUUCAGGAAACCCAUCACGGAGACAAUAUUUACGAAAUGUUAUUCUCACGCAUUAUUAAAAAUACAUAUAUAUAUAUAUAUAUAUUAUACUAAUGGAAUUGAAAAAUAAACUGGAAUCCCUGCCUCAAAAAAUCUUGUGAAAUAUAAUCUGAUUACCUACGGUUCUAUUGUGAUCCAAUAAAUUUUAGUUAAAAUAAUUAGAGUUAUAAUUCCUCGUGCGUAACACCAAAUCGUAGCAUUAUGAACCGGUAAACGUUAAUAAGUCGCUUGAAACUGGUGAGAUAUCGAGCCAUCGUUACGUUAUGUGAGUAUUCGACUGUAAUAUUUCAGAUUCCAAAUAAUUCUAUAGUGCACUAUACAAGCCCAUGACCGUUCUUCAAAAAUCAGUCUUUCAUUUCGACUUCACCGUUUCUAAACCGUCCACAAACUUUAAAUGUUCUAUGCGAUUUGUAAAUAUUUUAUAUUGGUUAUCAUUAUAAACACGAAAUAACACUUUCAUUAGGCAGUUACAGUACAAGUUCCUAGUGUCCAUUGUAUAUCAAACGUAUUGUUAACCAUGUGACAAAACGGAGUACUGAAAUACCGCAAUCGCCCAACUAUUCGGUCUCUGGUUUAGCCGUCAAUAAAUGUGGACCUUCUUUAGAGUCUAGCUAAUCGUUUAGCGAAAAGACGGACAGCGACGGACACGGUCUAAUUCAUUAACUACUUAAUAAUUUUUUAUUACAAUCAGACCGCACGGGGUUUUUUCCCCGGGAGAAAAAAAAGUUUUUUUUUUUGGAAAUCUAUAGUUAAUAUCCCCGGGAGUUGAGAGAGUAGGUCAUUUUUCAAUUUGAAUUUACGUUUUCUGCAUAUUAUCUCGCGCAGAUGGGAACAAACGCAAUAUCAAAUUAUUGUUAUGUUUCGCAUAAGUAUAUAGUACGUAGAGGUAUACAGGAACACACCCCUUACCCUCCACAUUUUUAUCUUAAUGUUCGCAAGUAGCGUUUUUGGGACUGGCAAGUAUAAAUUCUGCACGUCGUCGUUUUGUCGGUUCGCGUGUUUUUUUCCCUUCACGGGCUCGUGAUCGUAAGUCGAUUCGAUUACUAUUGUUAUUUUUCCGCGCGCACGAUUUUUUUUUUUUUUUUAUCAGAGCUACUUCUUUUUUUGCCCUUCCAUAAAUGUACACCGACCUUGUAUAGGUGUGUCGCCGCCCAUGAAGAUUGUAUUAUUAUACGUUUCUACUCGGUAAAUCGCUAUGGUUACCGAAUACCGGCGUUAACCUAACCGCAAAUCCAAACGUCAUUAAUGACACAUUGACGUUGGCGACAAAUGUCUCGAAUCCCCGAACCUUAUGAACUUCGUGUGUUGAAUUCGAAGGAGGCGAGAGGAAAUCGAUCUCCACCGUCAGAGGGUUUUUUUUUUUAUACCAGAAUAAAAUAAUAUUGAACAUGAUACAAAUACAAAUAAAAAGAGAUAACUAAUAGAUUUUUUUUAAAUUUAAUUUUAUAAGAUAAUAAUACUUUGCAGUUUUCUUAUAUCAUGGUCACAUUUUUAUUGUACAUAAUCGUUACAGUUUAGGUACAGUGCUUUUUUUAAAAAAAAAUUAAAAUGUAUUUUGUUUUUUUUUUUAAAUUUUAAGUGCGGUUUCAGCAGCUUUUCGGACUACUUUUUAGUGUCUUGUAAGCUGGUUUUUGGGAUUUUAAAUGAUUUCUUUUGUUAAAGGUUUUAAUGCAUUCAAUUUGCAGCUCUAAUACUCGUUAAGCUUUUGUCGUUAAACUAAAACCUUGAGCAUUAAUUUCUUUAUUUUAUAUUUUUUCUUUAAAUAAAAAUAACAUUUAAAUUUUUUGUCGAAAAUUGUUUUUGCGAAAUCCAUAAUAACCAUUUUAUAAAUAUAUAUUGAAAGAAAAUGUUUGGUGUUACAAUUAUUCACUAAUGGCGAUGUGUUAAGUUCCUACAAUUUUUGAAGUUUAUAAAAAUCAUUAAUGAAUCGAUUUAUAUGACUUACUAUUUAGUAUAACGAUAAUGUAAACAAUUUAAAUUAUUUCAAACUUCAGAAAAAAAUAUCAAUCAAUUCUCUAAUUUUUCUAUGAGAACAAAUUGUGUUUUUAAUUUUUGUGAAAUUCGAAACAUGGUAAAAUCUGACGGUCCAUCGCAUUAUAGUAAUUAUUAAUAAUACCAAAAGUUUGUUCCGAAAUAUUUUCAUAUUCAUAGAUACAUAUGCAUCGAUACAUAAACAUAUAUGGAUCAAUCUAUUUGAUUUUGUAGAAACGAUUGAUUAACAUUAAAUUUAAAAAGCGUUAAACGGAAAAACCGCAACUUCAACCUUUGGUAUAAUAAUAUUAUUACGAAAAUUUAAAAAAAAUAUCGAACGGGACGAAAGACACUAUUAUCGUUUGCCAAAUUUUCGCAGGAUGCUCUGUAUGAAAAUUUAUUACAGUGGUUUAAAUCGGCCGUGCGGAGUUCGGUCAUUCGAUAUGCGAUGGCGGGCGCGACGUGGAGACGAAGAUCGUGUAUUUAUCGACUGGCUGUACGGAGUUCGACGACGAAUAUUAAUUAGACGAUUAUUAUUAUACCGCAGUAAAAAAGAAAAAAUAAUAACCCAACAAUAAUAUUAUGAUAAUUAUAACGCGACGGAGUCGGAUAAUUUUCGAUCGUUUCUCCCGGCGAGCACACCCGUCCGGAGGAGUAACGAAUAGACGCGAAGGUUAAAAAAAAAACGCGUCGGGAUUCUCGAACGCGCAGCAUUUCCCGACAACGGCGGCGGCAAAUCGAUAGCGCAAUAAUCGUAUACAAAACGUUUGAUAUACCUACGUAUAUAUGUUGUAUGUAUAGAAUGUAUUACAAACUUAGUUCAUAUACAGGGUGUCCAACGAAGAUUCGACAAACGAAAUAACGUUUGUAUAAUUACAUAGGUUUUUUUCCUAAUAAUUUCUAAAGAAGCCUUGCUCCACGGUUAUCGUAUUUUAUAAAUAUAUUUUUUUAAAUUAAAAAUAAUAAAUUUUAAUUUUCAAAAUAAAAAAAAAAAAUGUUUUUACCAAAUCCAAUAGAUAUACAUUUUUAAACAAAAUGUCGGCUUUACAAAUAUUUAUUAAUGUUGAAUCGUUAAAAGUAUACAAAAAACGUUAACAAAAAUUAUUUUUUAUUGCCGAAACGAGGAAUCUAUCGAUGAUAUAGUGGCGGUCAUAACAACUUACGACUUAAAUAACUUAAGGUUUUAGUAAACAGAACAAAAUGUUAUUGCAUUUGUCGAACCUUCGUGGACACAUUGUAUAAUGUAUACACUAUAUAAUAUAAUACGUGCGGAGAAUCGUUCAAUUUCAUCCGCCGACCGUGUCCAAAAAGUUUCUGGGACGUACACGCCUAACAUAAUAUAUCUGCAUGUGCCAGACUGGUAAAAAAAAAAAAAAAAACGGUAAUGGGGUGGUAUAUGAUUCCAGAGCAAAUGUUAUCAACAAUAUUAUCGGGACAGUUAAUUGCAUGCCUAAUAAAAACCCGAAAAAGUCGACACACUUCGUACCAUACAGGUGGGGGCCACUGUUGUAAGUUGGCAACGAAAGGUGUACGCAUACGGAGCGAUUUAGUUUAGAUCCGUAUCUACGCAAUAUAUAUAUAUCGGUACAAAAAAAAAAACGAUUCUGAAUAAACAAAUUCAGUUUAACGCGUCUCAACGAAUUUACAUAUUUUGAACAUUUUAUUUUAUUAUUUUAAUUAUACGAGCUGGGCUCUUUUGAACAUGCAACAUUAAAUAUUUGUGAUUACAUAAAAUGAAUUAAUUAAAAAUUACAAUAGCUUAUAACUCAUAAGUUAUAAUAUAGAAAUGACACAUAAUUAGGUCAAUAAAUCAUUAAAGGCAGAAUCCGCAUUGGCAGAUGACAUUAAACGUCUUAGAGGCUCAUUAACCAAGUUGCUGGUGGUGGCGUGCGGGGACAUAGAAGGUGGCAUUAGAACGAGAUGAACAAGAAAGAACUUUGAAAUAGGUUAGAGAAAGAAGGGUAGGAAUUAAUAUUAUUGUUCAAAAGACCCGCAAGGAACUUAAUACCCGCGAUACGGCGACGCUCGUUUAAAGAGGCUAAACCAAGAUGAGAAGCCUUUAUAAUUUUUUAACUGCAAAAUGCAUUACAAUAAUUAUUGUUUAUGCAAAUGCGAACGGAAAAUGUCGACAAAAAAAAAUUGUAACAUUGCCGAAAUUUAUUGCGAUCCGCGUGCAAAGGAAAAAAAUUCGACAAUUUGAAAUUGUCAAGCGAUCAUAAAAGUGCACUUUAUGUAAUGCAAAACGAUCAACGAUAAUAUUAUGACGAACUGCAAUAAUUGUAAACAAAUUGUCGUAUUAUCUAUUCACUUAGUAGGUGCCUAUACCUAAUAGAUCUACACAGUGGCGCCAUAGCGUGAUGAACUCAAUUAACCAACAAGGCACAAUGAUUUAUAUUGUCGGGCCCCACCUACCAUCCAUACACACACACACACACACACCACUUACCGUGGACGAAUAGAAAAUUGCACACACUGAUGUGCUUUUUUUUUCGGAUUAACAUUUGGACCUGGAUCCAUCACGGGUACCGAUUUUUUUUUUUGUCAUACUUUCGUUUUUUUUUUAAUAAUUUACCGUCUCAUUCUCAAACUUGCAUGGUAUUUCUUUUUACCUUUAGACAUAGCUACCGGAUAGCUUACCGAGUAGCAUCUUGAUUAUUAAUACAUUCAAUGAAAACGUACAAUAAUUAUUUUCGGACUGAAAAAGUGGACUUAAAUUCACGUUUUGAACCAAUCGGUAAUCCGCUAUUAACAUACGAUUCGUUUUUGUUUUUUUUUUUUUUUUUUUUAUCAAAGGUCCAAUCCGGUUAGGUAAUUACAUAGUGCGGUAACUCGGUUAGACAGUAAACGUUCCACACGGUCUAUAAGACAUACGGCGUCAAUGGAAUGCCACCUUAAGCGUAGACGCUGCAGGCGGGUACUGCCAAUGUCCACGACUGGUACUACAGUAGGAACAGCGUCCGCAGCGUCGUCACGUCACGGCAUUAUUGUAAUUACGGUUUUACGUAAUUUAACCCGGAAAGAUUUUCUUCGUACACGCUAACACUUGAACAUCAUAAUAUGUGAGAAGGCGCGGAAGGUCGCCUCGCGGGACGGCCGCAAUCGUUUGAAAACCGAGGCACGCGUCUCUCUAAUAAAGUCCACCGCCGCGCUACCGGAUCGUCUGUUGUACCGUUCCGCCAAUGUUAUCGGAGAACCGUGUCGGGCGGGCACAACGCGAUUUUCCGGCCGGAAAUCCGUAUCGGUUUUUUUUCCCGUCGCGAACCCGUGCCGAGCGAACGCGUAUACCGACCGGGGGGGGGGGGGGGGGAGGGAAGAGGGAGGGAAAUACGAUUCUCGGGCGUGGGACGGCGCCGCGCCGCGGUAUCCGAGCGGCCCGGCCGGAACGGACGGACGGCCGCGCGUCGUCUAUUGCGCAACGUGAUACUCGACGUUGUUACGCGUUCGGACGCGACGGCCCGGAUAUUUCGCACGCGCGCGAAUAACAACAAUAAUACUGACAACACGGUAUCGCUCUGUGUGUGUUGUUACGCGCGGUCGCGUCGGCGCCCAUGACGCACGUGUGUGCGUACGCGUUUGCACGUUUGCGUACGGCGUCGACGGUCGACGGCACCCCGAUGGACGACAACGGCGCAACGCCCUCGGCGCACAAUACACACGUACCUCCUAUGCGUGUAAAUUAUCGUACCUUAUUACGUUAUUCUCGAGAAUUUCGACAAUUUUUUUUCACGUCUGCAAGACGUACGCGCGCGCGCCGCCGUGUCGGCUGUCCGACACCGAAUAGCACACGUCAUCGUACGGCCGCGUAAUACACGACGUAAUAAUACGGACGUCACCGCGGCUAAGCGGGGAAAGCCUCGCGGGGAAGAGGGUCGAAAAUAUUCUACGCCGUUUCCGUUGUAAUGUACACGCGCGCACGCCUGCACACAGUGUAUCCCGUCAUCUGCGUACCCCGCUAAAUACUUUACAAACAUUUUUUUUUUUUUUCUUCUCUAUAAUACUUCUCGUAUUAUAAUUCGAUGCGGUGUGGAUGUGCUUUAUGCGGUGUCAACAAAGGAGGGGGUGGAGGGAAAGCGUCGGAGGUGUAUUACGGGGCGGUAUACUUGUUUCGACCAUUGAGGCUGGGACGGGAGGGGGGUGGCGAGUGUGUUUUCGACAGUAGGCGGGUGGUUGUCGGGCGUGUUUAUGCAUUCACGUGUAAUACUUUUCGGUUUUAUAUUGAAUAUAGCGGAAUUCAAUAGAAAUUUAUGAAAAAUAUGCAAAUGAAAUACGAAAUUCGACGGGGUUCUUAUUUGGUUAUUUUGGGUUUUUUUUUAGUUUUAAGCAUAUUUUUGUCAAUUUUAAACGCUAUAUAAUAAUGUCCCGAACCUUAGUUAUUAUAGAUAUAUAAUUUCGUAUUAUUGAAAUACUUCGAGUAUCAGAUUAAAAACAUUGAAAUGUUAUUUCGUAUUCAAAACAGUAAUAUAACAGGUACAUUUAUUUAUAAAGUGUCUUACACUCGAAUGAUGUGUUUAUGAUCAAAAAUAUGGUUUAAAUUAGCCUCUGUUUUGUCUUAAUAUUUUUAGGACCCGUUCAAUACCGAUAGUAACAAUAGUAAUAUCAGAACUUCAAAAACCUAUAAUUUCGAAACUUAGUCAGUCCGCUUAAUGCUGACCUCACCAUCGUUCUUAAAUCAGCAAUAUGCAAAUAUUCAAAAAAAAAAAAAAAAAAUUGAAAAAUUAGAUUUGUUCCACAUAAUUUUUUACUUAAACGAUUUUCGUCAAAAUUUGAUAUUAAAAUUCCCUUAUAAAAAUAAAUACUACAUUAAACUCAAUUUUUUUUUUGACUACUAAGUAAGACUCUUAACGAACCUCCUGUUAAAUUUUGAAGCAGUUCUGUUCGAGUCUAACAAUUUUACCACAGAGUACCUAGCAAAUAAAUAUUACAAUACAAAACUCCCAAAAUUAAAAUAUCUAUAAAUACCUCAAAAAUGGCUUAAAUUUUUCGAAAAGUUUACCACGUUAAUAAAAGACAAAUAUAAAUUUUUUGUCCAAAUUUCAAGUCUCCGUGAAUAUUUUUAACUGAAUUACAACAAAUAACAAAAUUGAAAAAUAAUAAAAGCAUUAUUUUCGUAAAUUUCCCGUUUUUCUUAAGUUUUAUCUUAGUUUUUCCCAGAUAUUAUGAAAAUCCAUUGGAAAAUUAAAAAAUGACCUCUCAAAAGUAACAUAUGCAUUUCCUUUUCAGAAAUGAUGCCGCGCGUAUAUAUCUGAGCGAGAUUUCCGGUAGAAUUUUUGUAUACAGGAUAAAAAAAAAAAUAACCAUCUUAAUAAAGCCAAUACAUUCUUCGCUACACUUAGAAUCGAAAAUAAUAACAAAAUUGUCUUAACGCCAGUUAAAAAUUUACUUUUAAAAUUUACAUUCAACCUAAAUUCAGUAAAUUAAUAGUAUUAACAUUUUCACUCGUUAUCUCAUUAACUCGUAUUCAAUUAAUUUACCACGAUGCAGAUAAUAAUACUACAGUAAUUAAUCGACUUGCUCUCAGCUUUGAUUAUUAGAUUAUUAUUACGCUCUUCUUCGGACGAAACGAUAAUAUCGAAUAAACAUAAUAAUUAAUAUCAUUAUACUAAUUAAUAUUAAUUAUAAAAUAAUAUUAUGUAUUGUUAGUAUUUCUGUUAUAAUAAUAAUAACAAUAUCUGAUACGAAACGUUUCGUUUUGCAUAAUAUCAUGUUAUUUUGUAUUAAAUUUAAUCGCGACUCGAUAAUGAACAGUUGCGGCAAACACAUUAAAAACGUAUUAUUAUAAACGUGCUCUUAUUAAAGCUAUAAGGCGCCCUUAAAUAAAAUAAACAAUUGUUAACAUAUGGUUAACACAUUCGCAGAGAGUUAACGAGAAACUAUCUUUAGGAUGACAAAAUAGGUGUUGAAGUUUAAUAUUGAAAUAUCCGUAUUAUAAUCGGAAAUAAAUUUUAACGAUCCGUUUAUCUUACACAUUUAACCGAUUCGUUUAAUUUUACCGGAUUAUAUUAUACCAAUUUCACAUCCGACUCGGUAAUGUUUGUAUAUUAAUUUAUUCUCAACUGAUAUUAUAAUAUGCAGACACUGUACAGAUCCGGGAUGAUAAUAAUAUAUAAUAUGCCGAUAUAUCGAUCUCGACUGCGCACGAUUUUCCCUACCUUUAAUGUUAUACGGAUUUAUAAAUUGUUCCAAGGUAGGUAUUAAAAAACGUCUAAUGGGAAAUCGUAUAAACAGUGUGACGAUAAUAUUAAUAAUAUUAAAAUAUACCGCACGAAUAUUAUUAGUACUUGCCUAUAUAAUUAUUUACGAUUUAUCGCAAUUUGAUAAAAUAAAGACCUACUCCGUGGGCCGUGUGUAGCGGAUCUCCGUCAAUAUUCUCUAAUUCGCUCCCCCCCCGUUCCAACCUGUUUUUCAUUAUAAAAAUAUUCUUUGUACGAGAACAAUACAAUAAAAUCGUAUACAUUAGUAGUAUAGUAAUAUAGCUAUCAGUACUAAUAAUAUACUAUACCAUAUGCCUUAGGAAAGGUCCGUUAGAUUGCUCCUCAAAUGAUAAUUUUAAGACAUUUAAUUUUACACCAGUCAAUUUAAUGUUUAAGAAAAUAACUAAAAUGUGGUUAAUACAAAUUUUUAUUUAGGUACUGGGUUAUUGUAAAUGAUAAUAAAAAAAAAACAUGUAGCGUUUAAUGCUAAAUUAAUUUACUUUAAGAAAUCUUUUGGUAAAAAAUGUGUGGACUAUCUAGCACCGACUUAUAAAUUAUAACUCAAUGCUUUUAGAUUUGAAAACAAAAAUUUAUUUUAAAAAGAUUUAUGUUCAAAAUACAUAACUGAGUGAUUAUUUUUCUGUUUGUGUUAGUGUAUUAUACAUUUUCAUAUUUAUGUAACAACGCAAACAGUUUUUUCCUCUCUAUUUAAUUGUACAUAAACUUUUUUUUUUAUAGUUAUAAUUUUUAAUGAUACAUUUCUGUAGUCUUUAAUUCUCUGCCUUCAUCACAAGCUCCAGUUUAAAGAAAGUAGAUAAUUUAUGUAAAUUUGUUAUUUUUGAUUCAACGAAAAAAAAAAUGUUGUGAAAUUUGAUUAUAAAAGCAGUAACAGCGGUGUUUGAAUGUUGAAACCUUCAAAAGGCACAUCCUUAUUAGAUACUAUAACGCCAUCAUGAAUACAUAAAAUGGCAUCUCCUCGCGCUCCGUUCGGCAGGUCUGUAAGGGUGUAAAAAGCAAAAACACAUUUAUCACUUCUGUAACGUGGUCAAUAACUACAAUACACGCCUACAAAACGAUAUUGUAAUUUCUGAGUUUGAGCCAGAGGUGGCGGGAAAAAAAUAAAUACAUGAUUUAAGUACAAUACACUGCAAUAAUACCGAUUCGUGCAGGAGAAAAUUCGAUAAAAAUGUAAUUUCGAAUCGUAUGAAAACAGAAAAAACGACCUCAGUCAUAAAUUUUAUGUCAUCUGCGUAGGACUGCAGUAGUCCUAUAGUGUGUAUUUAUAAGUUUACUCCUUCGUGUGGUCCCGUAUUCGUUUCUAUUAUAACUUUUUUUAACACGGUGUAAUACUAAUACUGAAUGUAUUACAAUGAAUAGUAAUGCCAAAUUAUAUCUAUAUGCGACAGCGAGUUUUCUUGUCUUAGUCCUGUCUUUGCUUGUAUUCGUUCCGAUUUUCUAGAAGGUUAUGAAAUACUUUUCGGUAUUAAGCUAUGUCAUUUACACUUUAAUUCUAGACAGCAUAUUCUAUCGCUAAUUGCUCCAAAACGUUUUACAUUAGGUAAUAAUUUGUCGUUAACGACAAAGCCUACCCCUGCUCGAUAAUCCAGUCCACCACAAUAAAAGUAGGUCCAGGUGUUUAAUUUUAGGUUUCCAUGCCCUGGGCCAUCUUGUUUCUCGAAUCGUAGCUAGAUCCAGUUGAUAUCGUUCAAGACUCGAUAUCACUGUCGUCAAAUGUUCGGUCAUACAUACAACGAUUUUACGUUUCAAGUUCCCAUUGAAAAGUCCUUUAGCUCCAUAUAUUCUCAAGGCGGUUUUCGUCGAUUCGUGUGAUUUUCCGUGUCGGGUUGUUAACCCUACUUUCCGGUAUAAACUAUCUAUUUUUUUUUUUUUUGCUUUACCGACUCAAAAAAAUACGCGAAAUCGCAUAUAUAUCUAUACGUUAAAUCUAAAAAUAUCUAAAAUAUCUAAAAUAAUUUUCAACUAAACCGUUGUCGGUUUUCUGACAUUCGACGCCUUUGAGUUUUCUUCCGAUUCCUGCGGAGAUAGAGUGCACUUAGCGAAUGCAGGCGGUAUAUUGUAUAUAAUUAUAUACACCUGCCCGGCACUAUAAUAUAUAUUACGACAUUACAAUCUCUACGCAGGGCUCGUAUUUGACGGGCAAACGGAGAGAGAGAGGGUGAGUGUUUCUUGGAAAAAACACACACACACACACACAUUCACGCACUGUUAUUACAUAUUACACGCGCAUAAUUUAAAAAUAUAUCGGACUACACCCGACUGGUUUUUAUUGUCACUAUAAUAUAUACCACCGCGCUCGAUAAUUGAAAGUGUGUAUAUUCCGUAUCCGUGUUAUACCUGUAUAUGGGGUGGCACAUCCGCGUCUUCGGAUGAGGAGGAGGAGGAGGAGGAGGAGAAGAAGAAGGAGACAGCCUGUAUAAUAAUGCGUAUAUUAUAUUAUACGAUAAUAUAAAACCCUCGGGUCUGUCGCGCGCGGGGUAUAGGUGCGACGUGUGUUACGCGUAAUAUAUUAUUAUAGGAUUUACAGAAAUAAAAAAAUACUAGGUAUAUAGGCCGCAAUAAAAUUGUCGAUUUAUCGUCUCCGAUCGAAAAACAGACUAAAACGACUCGCACGACGACUACACACGCCGUACUGCGGGGCGGAAUGCGAUCUACCGGACCGAGUGUUAUUAUAUUAUAUUGGUACGUGUGUGUUACAAGAAGGCCAUUUGGUCCGUCUCAAUCGUAUUAUUACUAUCAUCGUUACUACGAGUAUAUUAUUACAAUAUAAAUCGCCGGAGCGACGCGGAUUACGACGCACCGUACGGUUUUGAACGCGCUUAUGCUUUUAACCCGUCUCCAUAUAGUGUUGACCUGUAUACUUAUAAUGUACCUAAAUUAAAUUGUAUAUUUUAUGUCGGUGCACGCCGACACCGACACGCGUUUACGAAAUGAUUUUUACGCCGGCCGUAUUAAUAAUAAUUAGUACAAUAGCUGAUGUAUCGCGGGAACGGCGGCGGCGGCCGAGGAUAUUCGUGCGUAGGUACGAAAACAGACCUUCCGGCGGCGAGGACGGUCCGAUCAAUAAUCGUAAUAAUUGUUCUAAAAUUAGAAAUCCCGCCUUAUCCGGGCCGAAAGACCGAAGACGUUAUACGUUUUUUUUUUUUUUUAUUUCCAUUACUACACUGUCGGCCCGGCACAUCAAAAGCCCCGGGUUUCUUUUUUUUCAAUAUAGACAAAAAAAAAAAAACAACCUAACCUAACCGACUAUUCGUAAUCACAUUAUUCGCAAUACUAACUAUUUAAGGUCCGGUUUUUUCAAUUACGUUUAACUCGAGGUUAAUCAAACUUAACUGGUGGUUAACGUUAUCUACCUGUAACACUAUGCGAGUCCCAACCAAGCUAACCGCUACUUUAACUGCCAAUUAAAUUAACCGCCACUAUCUUUUCCGAUUAAUAGACUAACUGUCUGUUGAGGUUAUUGUUAUUUACAGUUCACCUAAUUAUCACAUCCAAACUAACUAUUUAUAUCUUAACCACGGUUAUAGAAUGAUUCUAUCUAUAAUCGUGAUCUCAACAUAACAGCUAGUGUUUUUUUAAAUUUAAAAAGAAUUUCGAAAAUACAAUUUUUUUUACGACGAUGAUGAACAAUUGCGUGGAUUUUUAAACUAUGAACCUAGUAUGCCUAAUAUAAUCCGUGAAAAUAGCUAUCAAAUUUUUGUUCGAUCACGAAAUUAUCAAUAAUACGUCGUUUGAUUUUGUUAUUUGACUACUACAGUCCGCGAUAAAGUCAAUUAAAGUCUGAACAAUACUGUGAAUUAAAUCUGCGUACAAAAGGCCGUAGUGGUAGUCAAAUGACGAUAUUCCAUAAAACUCGAGGCCGGAGUAUUUAUAAGAAAAAUUGUGCCGUGCCCGUAUCAAAGUUCUACGCACUCCUAUGGCCUGAGGGACUCCUAGACACAAACGCCUAGCGGAUAUAUCCGACAUUGGUAAUAUACAUACAGGCAAAGCUGGACAGUGACUAGUUAAAAAGUCAAAAGUCAAGAUAUAAGUCAUAGCCCGAUGUAGGUUAUAAUUUUGAACUUGACUAUUAUAUAUUAUUAUAAGGGGAUUUCGAUGUCGGUUUAAAGUUUAGUCGAUUUAGAUUUAAAAACUAGACGAAACUUUAGGAAACUAUGUGUUUGACGAAUUUCAAUUUUAAAAAACGGAUUAUGAUUUCUCGGUUUCUUUACUGGGAUAUAUUAUAUAAUAAAAUAUAAUACCUACUAGGAAAUAGACAUGUUAUUAUUUUACCAGUAAUCGUUAACAUUUUUUAAAAGUUUUCAAAAAUGUACUUUAAAUAUUUGGGCAUUUUGCUCACGAUAAAGAUAAUUAAAUUAAAAAAAAUAAUAAAUCCAACGUAGUCUAGUAAAAAACCUAAACAAAAUCAUGAUUUGCUAUCAAAAAUCCGUCAAACGCAAUUCCUACGGUUUUGUCGGCUUUUCCGUCUAAAACGUAUUGUUCGUAAAAAUAUAGGGUUUAUAAUCGUAAAUCUUUAAAAAAUGCAAAUAUUAGGGUAUGAAAUACGUUUAUGAGUGUAGGUAAUUUUGAUAAUAUUUUAAUAGGGUAAUCAUUUUUGAAAAAUUACAUACGUUUAUUAUUUUUCUUAAAAUGUGUCACUCUACUUGGCUACUAAAUUUAGUAAGAUUCAUUUGUAUUGUAAAAUAAGCUUUAACUCAGUUGAGUUUUUUUUUUCGAUAAUUUAACUAUAGUACGUUGAACAAAUUUGUUUUUAAUUUGUCCAGCUUUAUACAUUGGUAUAGGUUAUAUCAGGCUUAUAAAAAGUAUUUCGAGUUCAAAUACAGAUAUUAAUUUAGAAUUACUAUAGAAUACGUAUUCGAAUAUUCCGCUAAAAAAUAUGGCAAAUGUAAAUACACACGAAUAAAAUCGUAAAGAGGACGUCACACCCGCGUCUAUUGUUUCCCUGUCUUACAAACGUAGCGCAAAUGAUUGCGUUCAACAGGACGGGUUUAAUAUUACAGCGAAUCGAUCAGAUUUAAUGACAAGAAUGUAAGAACAAUAAUAAGAACACUGCGAUCGCGUCGUUUGCCGUUCGGUAUUUUAGUUUUCAAACGAGAACUGAACGCGCGAAAUAUCACAAUCGUUAUGAAUGUAACGCCUGUCAUAGACAACAGCGGCUAACUCUGCGCCGGAGCGAAAUAUAUUAUUUUUCGGUUUCCCCCCCCCCCCUCCGAAUUAGGCGAUAAUAUUCUUUUCGACGUUUUAACGAACAUAAAAACUUCAAGCGAACGCGCGUUUCCGACCGAACUACACGCAUAAUAUCCGCAUUAAUUAUUUAACAUUGCGCACGUACAUGAUGCGUACAUAGUUUUACGUCGUUUCUGCAAUCGGAUUAAAAUGAAUAAUAUAGCGCUCGGCGCUAAUCGAUUGCAAACUCCUCUCUACAUGGUACUUUUCCUCCGCGACACAGACCCGUGCGCACAAUAUUACAGCCGUAAUAUAACCGAUAAUUAUAUUGCAGUAUUUUAUGUCCGUUAAUACGUUUGAUAAUUUCCUCUGGAAUUCUCCGGCUCGUUUCUUCAAAAUAUCAAAAUAACACUUUCGGAAAUAUUAUCGGUUCUGUUUCAUAAUUGUUAUUUUAUAAAUCGCAAUAUUCCGGUGGCAAUCAGCUCUAUAUAAUAAUAUCGACUAUCCGGUUUGAGACUGCGAAAAAUCAAAAAUAUUGUUUAUUUCGUGGGAGUGAUUUUAGGAGAAACCUGUCCUAGGAUAAUGGGGACGGGUGCGGUCACUGUUAUAGAUGAGAAGUCGAGAAGAUAGGACACUGAAGGGAAUUUAAUGUAUAUCUUUAAGCAGCGAUAAACCAUUGCUUAUGAAAAAACGAUUCUGAGCGGUGUUCAGUCGAUAGUAGGGUUUUGUCAACAAUAUACAUGUCAUAUAUGGUAAAAUAAUUAAACAGGCAUUACGUAUUUUCUUUAAUAAUAUUUGUUUAAUAUUGUACCGUUUCUCCCAUUUUCCCUACAUUUUUCUCAUGUUUUUUUCCUGUUUUUUACAUCUGCUGAAAAAACUCUCUAAAGUACCGUCCCGAGAAAAUUUCCUUUCAGAAAAGCGUCUAAAUCAUAUACAUCGGAGUAAGCUGCUUGGUAGAAUUUUCGUAUACUGUAUAAUAGAAAAAAUAAACAUCUUUGUAAAAUCAAUAAAAAUAUAAAAUAAAUUAGGUAUGAAUAAAAUUAUUGGUAUAACAUAAUCUAACAUCUAACCUGUGACCUUACUAUUGUUAUAUAAAUACAUGAAUUUAUUGCAAUAAGUCUACUUCAUUUACUUUAUAACUGGGCGUGUUGAUCCAAAUGUUUCGUUCUACAACAUAAUAAGAGAUCUCUUGUGCUCAAAAAUUUGACUAAUUUUUAUUGCGUUCUUGAAUUUAAAUUCUCUUGAAAAAGAGAAAAAAAUUAGUAUAAUUAACUAGUUUUUGAGUUGCGCACACUCAAUCUUGGCCAAGAUCUUAGUCUUUAUUGCAAGACCAAAAGUCGUUGUUUUGAUCCAAGACGAGAUUGCAAGUCCAAUAUCGAUUUCGAUCAUCACUCGUUUAAAACAAUAAUAUACGAAAUCGUUACAACACAAUAAUAAUAAUAUUAUGUUAUUUUUCAUCUAAUUUUUAUUCGAUACGGUUGUGCGAUUAAUUUGUUUUAUUUCACGCGUUCUUAAUAAUUCAAUUAAACAAUACACACACUACAAUAAAUCUUCUCUAGCACUUUUGCGUUUAUAACAUUAUCGCAAUGCAUCCAUCUAGGGUUGCCGACAUUUUAAAUGUAAAAGUAGAUAGGGUCAAAAAAAAAAAAAAUAAGGGGCUAACAACUUUACCCGGACCUUCAUUAAAAUAAUUCUUAUUAAGAUUUUACCAAAAGUCUAGUUUAACAAUAUUUAUAUGAAAAAUACAGCAUAUAAAUUGAUAAAUAAAAAAACAUUUAAAAAAGUAUUUUUUCAUAUACCUUAAACUACAAGUUCUAUGUAUUGAAAUUUAGGAUUGUUCUCUGUACAAUGUAGGGCGGUUGACAUGAGAUUAACACGGCACCACAAAAUCCAUACAACUUUUUAAAAAAAACUUCAAAUAAAAGAGAAAAAUAUUUAUUUUUUAUAAAAGAUAAAAAAGUUAUUGAACUUUUAUAUUUUCAGCUACAUGAUCAGCAUCACACUAGGCUAUAAAGUAAAAAAAAAACACCCAAUACUUUUCACAUAGGGUUUUUUUUAGAUAUUUUUGAACUUUAUUGGAAAAUGUCUGACAAAAUUAAAAGGUCUACACAUAAAAGAAAAACAUGAUGCUAGAAAAAAAUGAAUUUAUUUCGUUUAAAACGGUCCAAACAAAUUUUUUUGACCGUGUUCAUAAGUUAUUGCAGGAACUUGAAAGCGUAUCUCGAUUCUUUAAGAAUAUAUUAUUAUGUAUUUAUAUGAAAACUUUUGAUGUAGGAGAAAAAAUCUUUUAAAAAAUAAAAACGUUUUUGGCGUCCUAGCAUCACAUUUUUUUUUUCUCAAGGUACAGAACUUUGUAAAAACGAUAAAGUGUAUACUUAAAUAAUUUAUUAUGAAAUUAUAAAAAUAUUCAAAACCAAAGGAUAAUAAAAUAAUCAAGGGUAUAACUACUAGUUUCGGUUCAAGUAAUUUUUAAGUUACAUAAAUAAUAAAUAUAAACAAAUCUUUCUGAAUACAAUUAUAAUUAGGAAAAAAAAACCAGCAUCGUUGUAUUCACUGAUUGACUCAAAAUGUAUUAAAUCUCCGCGAUACGAAUUCAAUUUUUUUUUUUUUAAAGGAAACCGCCCUUUUUUCUAAAUAUAUUCAAAUAGACCUUUUUUUUUCAAAACCGUGUUUUUAUUAAACCCACAGUUUGCCAAGUUACAGUUACGGUAAGCACGUAAUUCUUCGCGAAAGUCUAAAUAUUAUUAUAUUGUAAUGUUAUUUAUUAUAGCGAAAUACAGGUUUUGUAGAAUGGCGAAUUCACUCCUCCGAAAAUCGAUUUGGAUGGGCGCUUUCCGUCCGACCGAAAAACGAUUCUACAUUGUUUUUAAUAAUAUAAUAUCCUACGUGACGGCGAAGUCGGACCCAUUACUCCGAUGGGUGGGUAGGGGAAAUGAUGGGGGAGACAAUGCGUUGUACAAUAUUAUAUAUAUAUGAUAAUAAUAAUACAAGUCAAUUUCGGCGGUUAAUUUUUCGGACGUAGUUUUCGUUCGGCGUGGCGAGAAAACAAAGACGGUGCCGCAGAGUUUUUCGUCUUAUAUAUUAGUAUUAUAAACGAAACAACGAGCCCGUCGGGAAAAUUAAUAUUUUUCCUUUACCCUCCCAAACGGCUUAUGCUCGUCGAAUAAAAUAAUAUAUAUUGCGUCGGAACCCAUACCGACAGUGCGUUAUAGAAAUCGUUCGAUAAUAUUUUCCGAAACUGCCGGAUAUCUUAUUCGGGAUUUGUAUACGCUGCGCAGACCGGCAAUACAGUAUAAUGUAAUUCGUGAUAUGAUAUUUUCCGGUAUAAAACAUGUUUGGAAAAUGUAAAAUAACAUUCGUAUACGUAGUACGAAUAAGUUGUAUGGAAAAAAAUACGACUGAAAUUCGUUUAAUACUCGAGUUUAUGUCCCAAUUACCGACGGUAAACAAUUAAAUAAAAACAAUUUUAAUACGAAAAACAACAGGAAGUUUCACGAUUUUUACAAACCGUUUAGGUCUUAUUGACGAACAUUUCACCGCGAGAGUUUCAGCGGCCUUAACCGAAAUAUAGGUACUCGGAAAAAGGAUUCGAUUCCGCGCGUGUUGUGUUUUCAGACCGAUUUCCACCGCACGAAUACGUAAGCCAUUUCAAUAAAUAACGCGUACAAAAAUACAGUAAUCUUUAGUCGUUUUUCUGAUUUUACGCUCCAAAGCUAUAAUAUCAGGCUUGAAAAAUAAAACGAUAUCCAGUUUUCGCGGUGUACGUCUACGGCGUCGGCAGUAAUAAAAACGUGGUCAACAACAGGGUUAAUAAUUGGGCGGAAGAAACAAUGUUUUUUUUUUUUUUCUAAGUGAAAUAUGUUUACAAUUUUCCGGCCGGAAAAUACUUGGCCGAUCUCGGCUCCCCGGGCAAACAAGUACCUACGUGUUGUCGUAAAUAAUAACGUCGUUAGCGGCCGCUGACGUCGCGGCGGCCACACAUCGAUCGCGCGGGGAUUCCGUUUUACGGCACUGCCGACGUCACGGCGUGCGUACGUUGGGUUGCGUUCCCGACCGCCGCGGACGCGGGAGAGCACGCCGCCGCCGCCGAGUCGAUACGCCGCCGGACGGGCAUUUCUCCGCCCUUUCGAAAAUGCGUUGUAGAAAUCUCCAAAUUGCCACGCGAAAACCCCUCGCCGCGUAUUUUAGGUCACGUACGAGGCCCGCAGCCUGCCGGUCGUCCGAGUUUCCGUGCAGGGUCUGUCACCGUGUAAAAACGAUAAAUCUUACCCGCGGUAACAUAAUAAUAAUGUUUUGGUCGAAAGGCCGUACGCGUCCAAUUUAAAACUCCAGAACUGCCCGUCCUCCAACUCUCCCCUUCCUGUCCCCUUCUGACCCCUAAAAAAAAAAAUCCUCAUUGGUAUUCAAAUACUCAACGAAAAGUUAUUGUAUAUCUCCGGGAAACGCGUCGGAAACGAAACUUCGUUAACGGAAUUAAAUCGCGUGGCGGACGCGUACGCCGAAUAAUGCGUCAUCCCGAGGAAAUUUUUAUUCAUUUAUUUUUUUUUUUCGUUUUUUGUCUUCACUACGAUUUUUGCGAUGGCGAUGCGAUGCGGCCGCGGCCGCAACCGUUAUUGUGUUUAAUAUUGUUCGGCAUUCGGUUUUGUCUAUGAAAUAUCUUAAGUUUUGUGUCUUUAAACAAGCGAUUCGUUUUCGAGACGACACGUCAUAAAUAUUUAAUAAUAUUUAAUUAUUUACCGUCCUAAUCCGUCCGUCUAUUUCCGUUACGUGUUACGAUCAUCUGAGACUAGCUUUUCCAAUAAGCUUCUUAUAGAUUAUAUUCCUGAACGCCCAGACGACCCACCCACCCGGUUUUUUGUGAAUCACGUGUAUUGAAUACACCUUUUUCAAGCCGCCACUGGCCCAUAAUAAGUUCAAUUUUCGGACAGUAAUAUUCCGAAACCCUACUAGCAGGCGGCUAUGACGAUCCCGGUCAUAUCGAUCGACCCUGGCGCGCUGACUGCGGCCGCGGCAACGGUUCGAAAAACCCGCGGCAUUCCGUUUGCGAUACGAUCCUCGCAGACGUCCACAGGCAUGUACUCUGCAGGGGGGUGUUUUUGGCGUCCAACAUCCCCGAACCUCUUCUACUAAAAAACAUGUCUGGGUUAUAUAUUAUAUUUAUAUAAAAAAAAUAACAACUGUCAUAAUUUCCGACAACUGAUUUUUGAAAACGUCCAUUGAAACUUUUUUUCUGAUUACGUCCCUGCCCGUCCCUGCGAAUCGCGUAAGGUGAAGAAGAUUAUAGACCCCCGAAAUCCUCUUACACCUCUCUAAACACCCUACCUUAAAUAAACCCCGGAUACGCCACUGAUUAUUAUACUACGGUGUUACACGAUAACGACAUUUAUGUUCAUUGUCGAUUGCCGUGUACUCUACUGAACAUAACAUUUUUUUUUUUUUGGUACUCGUAUACUCUAUUAGUACUCAACUUUUGAACUCGAAUCGACUCAGAAGAUAUUUUACACUUUUACGAUUUUGAAAUUGAAAAAAACCGAACUCGCCCGACUCUAAAUCAUUGUUUUCGUAAUAAUCAACGUUGAUUCGCGAAAUUUAACGAAACUCGGGUCCGACACCGGCCUUUCCAGCGGCGUUUUUAAAACUCGUUAAUUUAUAUACUUUUGUUAAAUUCCGUUGAUUGAUGACGCGCUCGCCCCCGUCGCGGGUCCCGAGACUCGGAAAACGCCCAGACAUGAUGCGUAUUCGACGCGAAGUUGUUAUUAUAUUAUUGUGAUGUGUAAGACUCUGGUCCAUAAAUCAACUCUUUCGGAAUCCGUAAUCUAUACGAGACGACGUUGGACGGGCGCAGAAGCGCCGUUGGACGGUCGAAGUAAUAUUAUUGAUUUCCGCUUCAGCGAUGUGAUUUCGAGUCCGUCGGGAAAUUAUAUUGCAACAAUUGCGCGUUUUUUUUUUAUGGAAAAAUUCAUUACUAUUCGCGUUUUCUCGAGUCGUGGUUAUUCGUCUUGUCAACGAUAAAUGUUAUUUUACACGAUUCGUUUUUAUACACGUCACGGCCCCGUAAUUCGAUUGUCGACUUCUUUUGUGCGAACGUACGCACGGAAAAACUUUCCGAGUAUUUCCUCGUCGUCUAGCGCGCGAUACACCGAAAUAAACGUACCUUUUAGUAAGAACGAGGCGCAGGCGGUCUGUAUGGCGUGAAAGUUUUCAAGGAUUUUCACUAACCGAAAAAACGAGUCAAAGGCAAUAAUUAAUAAACACGAAAAAAAAAAUAGAUUUUUAGAUCCAGGAGUUCGUAUCGAUAUAUGUUUUCGCCUAUGAUUUAUCUUUUCAUUAGAUUUUUCGUUUUUAAACCUCGGCGCCGUAGUUUGCCCGUUAUAGUGGCGUUCCUACUGUUAAUACGAGUUUAAGCGGUUUCGCGCAUCACGUCUUUAUAGUUUAAUGCCCUAAACGAACGUUUUCUCGACCGAAACCGUUCGCGUGAUGAGUACACGUGCUCGAGUCGCUGCUGUACAGUCGUAUAAGAUGUAAUCUUAUUGUUACGAUACGAGUUUAUUAGCCAUUUUUCACGUGUCGUCUCUUUUUGUAGUUUCCUUUUUAUGGGAAUUUCAACGAAACGCGACGACGUCUUUGCGUCGCGCCGUCGUUACAACCGUAUGUGUAAUUCAAUAUAUUAUUCAAACCGAGCGACUAUCUCGCGGUCGUUAUUUUUAUACCAUUACGUUUUCGUUCCAUAUAGAUACGUGUUUCCUGUACGCGGGAAGAACUUUAAAUCGUGAUUUUCGAAACGUAGUACGGGUUUAAUAUUAUUACGUGCGAAAACGGUCCAUUCGAAUACUAAUGAUCUGACGUUAUAGUCCUUGUAAAAACUUUAACGCUUUGCAGUAUUAAUGUGCUAUACGGGCAACUGUAUGGACCGGGAAUCGGAAAUUGACGAUUUGAAAAAAAAAAUCAAAUAAAAUCGCGUAAAAAUGUCUAAACGUUUUUUUGAAAUCAAUACGCUUUAACCCGGUUCAGUAAUUAAUGAUUUUUAUUCAUUUUUGUUCGUAGGGUAACUCAACCGGUAAACUGUAUAGUGGAAAAAGCCGACUCCGGCCUGCCCAACCCCGUUUAAAUCUAAUAACGGAAUACUGUAGCGCGUUAUUAUAUAUAUUAUGAAAAUAAACGCGCACACGUGGUUUAAGGGGCGAUGAUAUGGGAUAACGGAGCGAAAUCCGGAUUAUUCGUACCGCGGUGAAAGUAAAUACAGAGGGAUUAAACAGAAAUAUCUUUCUGGACCAGCGCGCUGUUUGCAGAUUCUGUAUUUCCACCGUAUAGGUAUAGAAAAUACCGGCGGAUAAACGCGAAAUGAUAAAAACAAAUAUUUACGCGUUACAGGGUUUAUUCGCGGUCUCGAUAACGUGAGACGCGGCAUUCGUUUUUUUUUUUUUUUUUUUUUUUUUCAUCGAAAUACAAAUUUAUCGUAUCGUAUCGUAUAAUCGACUAUAAUAUAAUAUUUUUUAUUAGGAUUCAUUUGUUUUCAGUUAACAAUAAUAAAAUAUUCAAUACUGUCGGGCCCGGCGUUGCCCACGCACAAUUUCAAUUCCCUACCCUUUUUUUUUUUUGUCAUUUUAAAAACUAAAUUUUUAACGAAUCCUUGCGCAAUAACGAUAUCGAAACGUUCGAUUUAACUACGUGUCUCCGGUGUCACGCCCAUCACUAUAUCUAUUUCAUCCGCGUCUCUCCGUCUAAAAAUCAUUGAUAUAACAGUACUACGCCUUCUAUUGUUACGCGGCAUUCCCGUAGUCAAGGUAACCCGUAAAUCGACGAAAACAGUUCCAUUCCGUUCCGAAAAUACCGAAAACCCUGAGUACUGAUCACCUUUUAGGGACUGAAUUUCGGAAAUCCGACUUCCGAGUGCAUUCCGGAUCCCGUACGUCGGAUACUGCGUAUACAUUUUAAGUUCUCUGCUUGCGACAGACGAGACAUGUAAUCAGCAGGCACGUGUUCAGGAUCGAUUUCCGGGAAGGGGGGGUAGGAUAAUUUCGUGAAUUCGUGACCUACAUAUUUGUAAUGGAAAACAAUGAAUAUUUUAUUCAAACCAAUAAAGCACAAUAGUUUACAAAUGAUUGGUGAAAUAGUGAAAUAAAUUACUUAGAAAAACUGGGGGAGGAGGUGCUAAUUAGAAGUCUAAGGGUGCUAAGCAUCCCUUAGCACCCCCGUAUGUGUGCCUAUGGCUAUGUGACAAAGAUAUCAACGAAUCUGUAGAUAUAACCGAAGCAGAAGAGUUUUUCGUACAAAUUCUCUGACUGCGGACGCGUCUCCGGCUCUUAUUCGAUUGGUCGGAAUCAAAUACCUAUUUAAAAUGUGUACUUUAUUUUCAACACAACGAACUGUUAUUGUUUCAUUCCGAUCGAUUUUCUUGUUUUUCGCCCGUUCCCGAAUCUCGGGUACGCCGCGCUGCAGUCUGCGGACGCUCGAUUUUAUCAAUAUAUUAUUAUACGGACGCGGACAACCGUUACUAACCGUUCUCGCUUUUUCGGCCGUUUCGCGCUUUUGUUUUCCCGCCGUGUACAUAUACUUGUCAUCGUUCUUCGACCGGAGAAAAAUCUCGUUUCCGCAACAGUAUCCACCGCGAGUGUAUUGCGCGUUCGGUCGGUCGGUCGCCUUGGAAACGCGUUGCCUUCAAAGGUUAUUCUCGCGUCGCGCGACCCCGUACACGGGAUCCUCGCGAACUCCGCGCAUCGCAAACGAACAAGAAGACCCCGACGGCGGAACAAAGUACCUUUGGUUUUUUUUUUUUACUUUUUUUUCGUAUUCCACGUACAUCAAAGACGAAAUAAUUUAUACACAAGACGCAGACGCGCGGUAUUCGUUUAUUGUAUAAUGUAUCGUAUUAUAACAUCCGGCGGUCCCGGUACAGCGGAAACGUUAUUAAAACCCCCGUUCAUCGCGAAACGAUUAAUAUUUCACGGCGAGACGCGUUAUAAGUCCGCGUAGGUGGGUACUCAUCAUUAACUUUACGAGUCGCGAUGCACUUUAAUUAUAAAAUGUACUCGAAUUUUCAAACGAACGCGUACAUGCUCGAGGAGGGAGGCCCGCGAUACCGUCCCGCAUUAUCUCGAGCAACGAUCUCGAGUACACCGGCCGUUUUCGCGGCGUUUUCGAAAAGGACGUGGCAAUAUUAUUACCGGAUCGGAAUGAUUGGAAUUCUCAUACGAAUAAAUGUGCCUGUUAUGACAAUCGUUAUCACGGUCGUUAAUAUAAUUGUUGUGUAACAUUUAAUGUGGUAAUAUUAUAACUUUUGAACUAUAAAAUUCGCUCGAGACGAUUCGUCUCUUUUUGGAUAUUUAUAGCGGAGUUGCUCACUUUUCAGAAUACAUUAAGUUGAACUUUACCUGUGCUAUAUAGCUAUGGCGCUUAUUUUUCUCGUUAACGCGAGUACAGUUUGUAACCUUCCGGGCAACAUAGCGCAAAAUCACGUGUUAUACUUAGAACACAAAUCGUAGCUUUGACGCUGGAAAUAUAAAAUAUAAAAUAUAGUACGUAAAGAUGACGUCAAUGCCUGUGGCGUUUUUCUCUGUAAAAUAUUUUGCGAACAACGAAAUAAUAAAGCUAUUAAAAAAAAAAAAAAAUUAAUUAGCUGUGACCUUUUUUUUCUUUUUAGAAGAUUCUUAACUUAACCGAUUCUAAUAGCUGCAGUGAAGAUGGAAUUUCGUCCAAAGGCUGUGCGUUUCAAAGUAUUAUGAAUCAAAUACAUCGAGCCCCGUUGAAUAGGCAUUAAAAGCCGCUUUAAUGAAAACGGAAAUUGUGUUUACGUAUACGUAUAGUAUUGAUUUAAUACUGUUGAAUUAUAAAUGAAACGAACGUAAACUGCGUCCAAAAGAAAAAAAUUAAUUACGUCUCGUUGUGUAUAAUAAAUCCUCGAAAAUCAGAAACGGAAAUGUCGGAAAAAUAAACUACCGGUUUUUUUUUUCCUAAAUAUACUAUAUUAUACUAUACACGUGACAACAAAAAUUUACUACAAUACGGACGGGAUAAUAGGUUUUAAGUGCGAACCCGUGUUUUUCGGUAAUACGGAAAGUCGCCUCCGAGUGUAUACGAAUAAUACGUAAACACACGCCAACUGAUGUUAUAAUUACGAAACUGGGUUGUGAAAAUCAAGAGACUGCAGUAUUCCGAGCGUUACGGUUUAUUGAAAACGCCCGCAGCUGGGCCCCUUGAAACACGCCGCUAAACGUACGUCGAGGCGUUGUUCAACUUCCGGUAAAUAACUUUGUUACGGCGCGGCGAAUGGAGGAAUUGAAAUGUUUGCGCGGUUGUUUAGCAUAAAAUCUCAUAAUCGUAAACAAAAAAAAAUCAUUCUGACGAGAGGUCAACAAGGGCGCUCGGAGGUGAAAAUUCAGGGGGGGACGCCCUUAGUUUUUAUCAACAAUCCAACACUUGUACUAAUGUAAUGUGUGUAUUUUCAAAAUUUUUCCCCGCUCCUAUAAUGAUUUCACUUCUGUUUUAUCGAGUCUUUCACAUCUUAUUCGUGGGCUUCAGUUUUCCGUUUUCGACAAUCUCUAAAACAUUAUUCUCUCCAAAUGUUAUCUGUAGUUCUCCGGUUUUCCUUCGUUUCCGCUCUUUUUGUUACGUAGAACCAGCCAAAAGAAUUUCCCCGAAUAUUAGUCUUUCUAUAAAAAAAAAAAAAAUCGGUAAUUUUAAAAGUGACAGAAUCGAGUUGCUAUAGUGAAAAAAUCGACCGGCUCGUCGACUUUAGCUGGAAGAUUCGAGCUGUUCACUAGGCAUUUGUAUAAAACAGCGGUAAUACCCAAAUUAAAUUGUGAACAAUAAUAUUAUUGUUAUUAUUGGUAAAAACGAUUGUUAAUAGCGUCCUCGUCGCAUUAGUGGCAUGUCCCUGAAGGUUCGAACCCUCUGCGGACCGUGUUAAAACAUAUGUUACAUUACGAAUCGAUGGGUUUUUAUCUCGUAGCCGACGGAUAAACAUUUUGUUCGUGCCAUGUUUAUCCGAAAUAUUUUGUGACCGCCAUACCCCCCAAACAUACCCUUGUUUAUGAAACGAAACCUACGCCGUCGAUAUGCGCGUCACACCACAUAAUAAUAACCGCAUUGGGAUACUCUCGACAUUUCGAACAUUUAUUCACCCGAAAAUAUGGAAAUUCAAGCGUUCGUUAUUAUUUAUCGUGCAAUCGUGAAAUGUGUUCGAAAAUCGUGUACACCGAAAAAAAGUACCUUUCGAAAGGAUUUUAGAGUUUUUACAAAAGGCGCAAGUAACAUAGACAACUACUGCAUUGUCUAUUAGUUAUUUAGUGCGUUUAUACUGCGUAUGGAUUGCGUUAGUAAGGUUUGUAAUUAAAUCGUUUUUAAAUAAUAUAAUAAUAAAGUAAAAACGAAAUUAUUAAAAUGGUUAAUACUCGUAAAUAAAUAAAAUAAAUAAAUGUAUAAAUAAAAAAUGUGUACACAAAAAUAAAAUAAAUAAAUGAAUCAAUGCGUCACCUGGAGUAUUAUGAUAAGUGAUAAAUGCAAUUAUUAAUCAAAACUAUUUCCUAUACAAUAAUAAAUUAUAAUCUCAAAAAGAUGGGUUAUUUAUGGGUGGUCCGUUAAGUACUCUUUUAUCUGAAAUUUACAUGCAGAAUUAUGAAACCAAUAAUAUUAUCAACAACAAAAGAUACAGUCAAUGUAUAAAAGCGUAUUAUAGAUAUGUUGAUAGCACGUUCAUUUUAUUUAGAGGUUCAAAUGGAUUUGAUUUGAUUUUAGUGUUUACAGGAAACCUGUACAAACUGAUGCUAUAAUACCACAUGGUUCUAGUCACCCUUAUUCUCAAAAAAUGUCAUUUUUUAAUUCAAUAUUCUACAGGCUUGAACGAAUUUUAUUAAAUAAACAUAAUUAUCAACACGAGCUCAAUAUUAUCUAUAACAUAGCCCAUAGAAAUAAUUUCAAUUUAAAUACUAUUAAAAGAAUUCAUAAACGUAUUAAAGAAAAAAAAAAUACAUAACCCACCAAAUUAUAUUAUUAACUAUUGUGGUAUGAAAUAUCAAAAUAAUAUGUCUAACGAAUUCGCUAAAAUUUAGAACAAUAAUACAAAUAAUUUAAAAAUUUAAUCAAAUAUAUAAACAAUAGAACUAAAAACUUUACAAAAAAUCGUUCUUCUUUUGAAAACGCUGGUAUAUAUAUAAACUUAAAUUUAGUUAUAAUAAAUUUUAUACAGGUAAGACAAUUAGAAAUUUUAAAAUAAGAUAUAAAAAACACAUUUCGGAAAUAAAAUUAAAAAAUACUGCCUUUAAUUCAAAUUUUGCUAAACAUGUUUUAGAAAAAAACCAUACUAUAAGUUUUGAUAUUAAUUCGGCUUUAGAAGAAUUACACAUACACAGUGAAAUAGAGAAAAAUAAUUUUAAUAAUAUUUUAAAUGUUCAAAUCGAUUUUAAAAAUAAUAUCUUAUGUCAAUGUCAAACGACCAAUUUUUUUAUUUUUUUUUCUAUGUUUCUCUUCAUUUAAUUUUUUAUAUUCAGUCGCGUUUUAAAUUUCGACCGUGAUAUACCUGAUGAUGAAUAUUUUUAAUUAGAAACCGGUCGCAUUGAUUAAUUAAUUCAUUUUAUUUUUAUGUAGACAUUUGUUAUUUAUAUAUUUAUUUACUUUACGUUUUUUAAAUAUUUAAUUAAAACGGUUUAGCCGAAAACGUAUUAUACGUGUUUGUAUAGUACGUCCAAUGUCCAUUGUCUAUAGAUGUGAAAAAGAUUUGGCGAACGUCUUGUAAGCCUAUUCAAUGUAUAAUUUUGUUAUCUCGUUAAAAUUGAGCCAAAUGUACUUAACCGUUUAAUUUUAAAGUAAGGAUUUGACAGAAUGUCAAAAAAGAAAUCGAGACGUGACUUUUAAAAAAAUGGGUAAUAACAAUAGGCCAUGCAAUACACAAUCAAAAACUGAUAAAAUGAUAAGGUUUCGAAAACGCGUUUAUAUGUUUAUUUGUCGAUUUAUUGUCGUUUUAUCGCCAUUAUACAAACAUACUAAAUUGAUCCCGGGCUUACUAGGAUGAGACGGUAUCGAUAUUAAAGAUUAAAACGUGCUUUUUUUUUUUUUUUAACAAUUUAUUAUUUAUAUUCAAAUAAGUCAUUUUUUAUAGUAUAAUGUCUCGUGUUCUUUGAUAAUUUUCACUAUAAAAUACUAUACAGUAGCACGCGCAGGGGAAGGAAUGUAACGAUUUAUGUCCUUCUUUUCGAUUUGCUUAAAAUACAGCAAUUACGAGUGUUUAUUUAGUAAUUUUAUCUUGAAAUUUCAUAUUUUUGCCAAGUCACAAGGAAAUACAAAAACUCUAUUUAACGAAUAUAAAUUCUCUUUUACGGAUCCGGUUUUUAAAUUUUCGGUGUCGCGACAAUGUCGGGGUCUCAUGUCGGAUUAGGAAGGAGACUCUACGAUUCAUUUUCGAAUCGUGAUUAUUAUUCACGUUACACGUCCGCCCAUUGACAAUCCUGGACACCACGCAGGUCUACUACCGAUUUUAAUACUACUUUCAAUUGUAGGGUUGAGCCGUCACUUAUGACCGGUAUACCCUAGUUGUAAAUAGUAUAAUUUUGUAAUUUGAUAUUAUACAUGGUUAUUGUUGUAUUCGACUGCGUUAACUCAUUUACUGGGUGGUAUAAAUUAUUACUAACGUAAAGAUAUAUAGCAAGACGGCCAUAGAAUGUGAAAAUUACAUUUUGAAAAGGAAAAAUUAUGUAUCAUAUGGUAUUUAUCAUAAGGCUACGAAAUAUUAACCGAGUAUUGAGCCAGAUGUAGAGUAUACACGGUUACAUUUUCAAUUGAUUUCGAUAAUCGAGAGCAAAAAUUCUUAAGGUGACUCCACACUAUUCGUCUUUGAAACGAUUUUUCGUCACAAACAGUCUCCAUUUUAAUCGGUUUUUAUUAAUUUAUGUUUGCAGCUAGCCGAGAAGCCGCGUACAUGUACGCCGUGAUCAGCGCCGGCGUUACGUACGCGCUCAUGGAUGCGUGCAGCCGGGGAAACAUAUCCAUUUGUGGUUGCGACGCGCACUACCCGAGUGCCCUGGACACCGGACCGGCGGCGGCCGUGUGGAAAUGGGGAGGAUGCAGCGUGGACCUAGGAUUUGGUAUGGGCUUCGCUCGCAAGUUCCUGGACGCCCAGGAAUCGGACUUCAACGAUCCCCGGAGCCUGAUGAAUUUGCACAACAACAAGGCCGGCAGAAAGGUAUACUUGGUUACUCGGUAUGCUUAGAGGAACGCCGUCUUCUCCUUCUUCUCCGCCGUUGGCUUUUUAAUACAGGUCAUUCCGGAACUCCUCUAUCCCAGUUGCCAUUUUCCCACCAUUAUUUAUUCCCAGCAAGAGUAUAGGUCCUUCCGUAUCCUGUCCAUCCAUCUCUGUCUCAAUCGUCCUGUAGUGGUUGGGUACCAAUGGUGUACCCCCUUCUCCCAACAUGUCUUUUAGAUCUUGUCUUUUUUUCGUACGCUUCAAUGUUCUGCCCUCUCUUCGAGCCAAAAUAUUGGAGCAGGACUUUUAUCUUGAGUAUCACACAAUUCUGUUGACAUUAAUUUGUCCGUGCUGCACUGUAUCUCACGCGGUACUUUUAGAUGAUAAUUAUUAACUUUUCUAUUCUCCAACUUAAAAUUUCCUUUUUUUACAUUAAAAUAUCUUUUCAUAUUAUUUUUUUAAGGUGGUGUUCGGUCAUUGUCUUCUGAAUAAUCCGAAUCACAAUUCAUAUUGAAUUAUAUGAUUUUAAACGUACUGUAGUUAAAUCGAUUUAUUUAGUCAUACUUCCGUCUGCCAUAAUAAUGGAAUAGUUUCACAUCCGAAAAUUAAUUAGAUUAUAGUUUACACCAGAACCAACUUAACAAACCUAUUAGACAAAACGAAAGUAAUAUAUAUAUAUUAGAUAAUUAGCGAAGGUUAUAACCAGAGUCUUAUCUUCUAAGAUAUACGAGUAUAUACAGAAUGUCCUACAGCUAUUAUAGUGUUAUCCUUAUGCUAAUAACUCAAUAAUUUUUUUUUCUUCGUCAAGCUUUUUGCAAUAGGGCACAUAUGUAGAGAAUAAUUACAUUUUUAUUUUCAUCCCUAAAUUAUUGAAAAAAAUAACUUUUUAUUUUUCCACUUUUCAAAAAUUUCAAAAUAGCCAUUUUUUUAAUCGUUUAAAUAUAUCAUAUAUUCAUAUCCGAUUCAUGGUUUCUUAGUUAUAGUGGCUUUAAUGUAUGUAAAAUAGGCGUGCAAAAAAUUAAUAUUCAAUUGGAGAUAAGGAAUUACCGUGCUGAUUGUGAUUCCUUAUCGCGUAACUAUUGAAAAUUAAUUGUUUCACAUUAAUUUUCUAUGUAAUUAAACAUUUAUGCAAUAAUUAAGGGAUGAAAAUAAAAAUUAAAUUAAUCUGUACAUAUGUGUCCCCCUCGCACAAUAACCUAUUAAAAAAAAAAAAAUAAAUGUUGACAGAAUUAUUAGCACAAGGAUAACGCUGUAAAACAUCCUGUAUAGCUGAUGUCAUAACCAUAGAUAAUUUAUGAGUUUAAAAUUGUCUACUUUUUGUUUUCUUUUAAUAAUUAUUAUUAUGUAUAGUAAAAAUAUGAAAACUUAACAAGUAUAACGGAUGGAAAUACGGCAACUUGCAAGCACUCUGACAUUUUCCUUUAAAUAUAACGAUUUCGAAAUUUCUUCCCUUUUUUUCGCGAGCAAAUUGUAAGGCUAAAAUUUACCUCCGUCUAACAUGUAUCCAAUGGCAGUCUCACGCGUUUACAGUACAUCGGAACGUACUUAAUCGGAACGUAAUCUUAAUAUGUUUCGUGUCGGUUGGUUUUUCUGUAACAUUGUCUCGGAAUUUUUCCAAGACCAAGAGUAUUUAAGGAGGUGGCCAUCAUCCGUCUUCAUUUCUACGAUAGCAAAACGAUACGAGUUUCUAUAUACAACAUAACGAUAAUGUCCGGACUGUUCCCACCCAGUGGCGGAACCAGGAGGGGGGUGUGUGUUUUGGAUGUCUGGACACCUCCCUACAUCCGUGCAGUUUAACUAAUACAAAUGUGUUAAAACGUGUUUUUUUUUAAUGUAGACAUGUGACACUCUCCUUCGAAAAAUUCCUGGUUGUGCCAUUGUUCCCGUCCAAUAUUAGGUACUGUUUAUUAACAACUAGCGUCACUAAAAAUAAUAGUUUAUAAUCAUACAUUAUGCGCCCACGUGAUAAUAAAAUAUAACAACAGUAAUAUUGUUGAUCAAAUUAAUUUUAAUUUCAAACGUUAUUGAUUUUCGGUACAUAGACGUAAACGCGUAUUAUGAUUUACGAAGGAAUCCGAAAAAGAACUAGGUCACGUGAGUAUGUAGAAGGAACCCGCAGAGGCGUUUUUUUCCACGCAACAAAGGGGACCCUGCGGCAAUGAUUACAGAAAAAAAAUAAAAUAAGUACAAAAUUCAAUUGUGAGCUCCCGUAUGGAAAAUUAAAUUUAAAAAUCCGUCCUGUUUUCAACGUUUCACUGCGUGCCGUAGGUUUUGUCCAAACCGACGAUAUUAAAAAUAAAAAAAAAGUAUUUUCCCGUUUUUUCGUCGGGUUUUCAUUGUUGAUAUAUAUAAAAAAAAAAUUACCUCUAGCAAUAUUCGCAGCAAACUGGAAUUGUGGUGGAACGCGGACGGACGGGCGAGGGGAAGCGGAGUACCCUAACAAUUUUUGUCGGAAAUCAUAUAGCGUAUCCCUAGUACAAUCGACCCGGUUAACUUCAAUCAUUGUAAAGGGCGCACAUUUUUUAUUAUUAUUUUUUUAACGGAUCGGGUGGAAAAACAAGAUCCCGUAAAACUCGUUCUUGUAAAUAAUGUCACAUAUCGAAGUAUAAAAAACGUAUCCCGAGAACAUUUUUAAACGAAAAAUAUACACAGGUUUAUUCGUAUAAUGUAAUGUUUACCGUGUUUACCUACCUGUUUGUUUUUUUUAUAUAAAACGGAAAAUAUCGGUCCUAAACAAAUAUACGUGCGUUUCCGCCGGCGAUAUUUUUGUAUUUUUCGCGAUACGCAAUUUAUACAGGUUUCGAAAAAUACGAACGGGGGGGUUUUUUUUUUAUUUACACAAACAUACACUAAUUUAAUUAAAGUCGAAUAUUAUAAUAUAUUGUAUCGUGUAUUUUAUCCCGCGGGAUUGAGAUUUAAUUAUAAUUAACGUUCAGAUACGCGGGGGCGAAAAAAAUCCGUCGUUCUUGCGGAUGGAUAUCACGUCGACCUUACCCGACGCAAAUACGUAUACAAAACGAACUAAAAAGCUAGGCCGGACGAGUCAAUGAUUUUUUUCAACUCGAUUAAGGUAAAUUUAAAUAGAGUUAAUUCAAAAUAAUCAAUCAAUUCAAGUUAGCCGUUAACCAAAAGUCAAAAUUAACUUUUUAACUCAAGUUAAGUCAAUUAAAAAAAAAACACGGACAUAUUACCUACUAUAAUGGCCUAAUAAUCUACCUAAAAUCUCCAACCGACGACAACAGUAAGAAGAAAAAAAAAAAAAACAGGCAUUUCAUUGUGACAAUUCGUAUUUUAAAAUGUUCAUAAUAAUAAUAAAUAAUAAUAUAUUUAUUUACAUGAGCGUACAAAUACAAAUUGAAAUCAACUUAACUCGUUUAAAUACAAUAAAUUAACCCUAGUGAAUGAAAAGUUAAUUAUUUUGUAUUCCUCAAGUUGACAAUUAAAUUAAAAGUUUUAAAAAAAAAUUAAUUCAUUAAGUUUACAAGUCAAUAAUUAACGUGACGUUUUAACUUAUUAACCCGUUGAUGCCCAGUCUUGUAAAUAAGUAUGUAAAACGAGGGGGGAAGGGCGAGGGUUCGCCGUAUAUUAAAAAUCGACAACGGCGGGAACGUCGUAUAAUACGCGGCGAUGGCGUCAUUAUUAUUGAUGUAUUGCGGCGUUCGGCGUCAUGCGUCCCUAUAACACACGCCGACCAAACGCGGUAAAAUAUUUGAGAGGUUUUUUUUUUUUUUUUACUUUUUUUUUCUUAUAAAUCGAAAUCGAAUCGAAAACCGGAUAUCCGUUAAAGGGCGUACGAAAGUAUAAUAUUAUAAACGCACGGCGGGAAGAACCAAGACGGCACGACGCAUCCGGAUUACCUGUGUCCGGGUUGAAUAAAUUACCCACCCGAAUGUUAUGAUUAGAGAUAGGACGUUGAUGAAUUUUACAAUUCGUUUUCUCGUCGACCCUAUAAAAUGCCACCUUGGCUAAAAAUCCUUUUCACGCUCGCUCGAUUCAAAAAUGUACAAUCAAUAUUUUAUUUUGUAUUCUUCGACGUUUUUAGCUAUAAAUGCAUAACUGCACGGACCCCCGGGUUUAUAGAUAAUAUAUACAUAGAUAGAACAUUAGGUGAUUUGGCGUGUGCCUGAAGUGAACAUAAUAUGUUACCGCAAUAUGGCCGUAUCCAAUAAUGAUUUGUGAUAACAUCAAUAGUGAUAAUUAAUAAGUGAUUUAAAAAGUUAAACGGGCGAACAUACUUCACACGUGGAUGUAGCCACUGUUGUAGGUGGGAAGUUGAAAAUGUAGGAUACGGACAGAAAUUUAAUGUAUAGAUAUAAACACAUGUAUAUUCAACGAUAAACCAUUGUUAACGGAAAAACGAUUCUGAGCGGAGUUCAGUUGUUAGUGUUGCUUUGUCAACAAUGUAUUAUAAUAAAAUGAUUACAACAAUGUGCGUUUCCAUGACAACAAUAAUUAUUUAAAAAAAGAUUAAAAUAGUAAAAACUUAUUGAUAACAAAAAAUUAAUAAAACCGGUUGCCAAUGACAACCUAAUUUUUAAUCUCUCAAUUUUUUUUUAACCUAAAGAACCAGGUUUUCCUCAUUAUCUCGAAUAUUAAUGAGAAUUUCAAAAAAUGACCUCUUUAAAGUAUCGCCCAGAGAAAAUUUCCUUUCAGAAUUAGUGCUGUACUUGCUAAUCAGAGUAAACUUUCUGAUAAAAUAGCUGUCCACAGAAAAAAAAAAUAUGUCUUUAUAAAACCACAAGCUCCUUCAAGCACUUCACUCGGAAUCUAAAAUACAUUUGUUUUUUUCUUAGUAAAAUUCUACCGAAUAAACAUAAAUAAAACCAUAUUAUAUAUUAUAGAAUAUAUAACCACAAGUAACCGGUGUGGUGACAUAUAUUCUCUUUGGAAACAUUAUACCAAAUGUACCAUAUAUUAGUUAUAGCGAUGUCCUAUCCGUUUAUCAUAAUAACAUUAUCUAUGCCCGGAUGGAAAAUCACCGGUUUGUGCAAUCGCUUUUUCUUUUACGGGCCGUACUUAUGUAUUAUAAUAUUAACGUCGUAUUCGCAGAUCGUCAAAAUGUUGUUGAACACGGACUGCAAGUGUCACGGGGUAUCCGGGAGCUGCACGAUGAAGACGUGCUGGCACAGCCUGCCGCACUUCCGGGAAGUGGGCAAGGCGCUGAUGCGCAAGUACCGGAAGGCCCGCGGCGUGGCCGCGGCCGUGGCGACCGCCGGCGGCAGUGGUGGCGGCGCGAACCAGAGGACCACGUCGGGCAAACGGUCGCCCGGGAGACUGAGGCUGAGACUGAGGUCGGCCAGAUCGGCGGCGGCGGACGAACCGAAAAUCACCGAGCUCGUUUACCUGGAACAGUCGCCCAACUACUGUGACCGGGACUCCGGGACCGGGUCGCUGGGCACGUACGGCCGGUCCUGUAAUCGGACGUCCGGAGGUGAGCCGACGCGACGUUUCCGUUUGCGCGAUUUUCGCCGCGCGUUCGCCCCGUCAGCAGUCAGUGGCGCCGGAGCGUUUAAAAAUAUACUAUGAAACCGUACAUCAAUAAGGGGCCGCCCGAUUUUAUUUUUCAACGUUACAAUCAAAGCGUCCACAUAAUUCGUUGUGUACAAGCGAUUUUUUCGUUCAACCUCUUGGUGGGUCCCCUCCCCCCCCUCCCCCCUCCCUCCAUCCAGCUACGAAAUUUACCGCGACACAGUAUGUUGUCGUAGAUAAAUCAGGCGAUCGGCGCCACCGCCUGUCAGUAAUAUUUAUGCGUUUUUAUCGUGUCCACAGGCACGGACGGCUGCGACCUGAUGUGCUGCGGCCGCGGCUACAACACGCACCAGUUCACCAAGACCAAACAGUGCCGGUGCACGUUCUACUGGUGUUGUUACGUCAAAUGCGACACGUGCGUCGAGCGCACCGAGGAGUACAGUUGUAAAUAA